This is a messenger RNA of Podarcis lilfordi (Lilford's wall lizard), 54154 nucleotides long. NCBI's taxonomy places the organism in Eukaryota, Metazoa, Chordata, Lepidosauria, Squamata, Lacertidae. The record is from the annotation of a GenBank genome assembly.
CACAGGUUCAGAGAUGGCAAAGCACAUGCAAUGCAUUAUAUUACAAUGCUUAUUUUAUUUCCCCCCGGAGUAGAAAGUGAGGUUUGUUAAUCUCGGAAAACCUCAAAGCCAAGAGGCCUUGUGCAGCUGCAGAUAGCAAAGCCAGUAGGAUUGCCACAGGGCCCUCUUUCUUGCAAGCUGAAGAAAAGUAUGCAAAUCAAAGGGACAAACAAGUUUCCUCACACGGAAAUGCUUGUCGGCAGGAAGCAGCAAAUUUUGAGCGGCUGCGGGCUCUGGCAGACCAGCAAGGCUCUGCAAAGUAUGCAGAACCCAUGGGGCCAUCUCCCAGAGCCUGUGGCUUUUGAGUCGUCCGGGGACUUGGGCUGGGAUUCACCCCUGCGUUUCCUGCUGAGGACUUGACCAUGGCGGACCCUGAACCCGCUGGUAGGUGAAGCAAUCUUCUGAUCUAUUUCAGCAAAAAGGAUGAAGCUCAUUCUUAGUGCACUGUCAGGAGGCAGGUCCUGGGGCUUCUAAUCUGGGGCUGCACUGAAGGUGUGGUUGUGCACUUGCUGGAAAAUUCUCACUGUUAUUUGGGGCCGGAUCUCUGAGAGUAAAGCUGGAGUGGAUGAGACCAGCAGUUUAUUCAGGGCCAGGGGAUCAACGAUUUUGUUCGGAACCGAAGACAGCACAAAAGAGACCAUGUGUAUAUACACACUCUGGCAGCUGCCCUCUGCAGUUAACAGUUCCCUCCACCCCAAAUGUGGGGAGUAACAGCCUGCAAAACCUGUUUGACCAGAGACAACCAUGAGGCAAAAGGGACAAAGAGGUACUGCAAUGGGCAACACCACCUCUGCUGUGCAAAUACAGCCCCUGUGGGUCUCUACCCAAGGUCAGUAUGCAGUUCUUGGUUGUGGCUGGUGCAAAAAAGAGGAAACUAAAUUAAACUAGGCAGAUUGAGUAUAGCAGUGUUCAUUUCAGAAGUACUUAGAAAGCAGGAGCAGUUAUUAAUUGCUUCAGAAACCAUUAUUAUAUUCUUAUUGUAUUCUCAGUUGGGAAGAGGGCUCAAAAGGUAGUUGGUGUUAUAUAUUUGUAUAUAUUAUAUAUUUGUUACUUGAAAACUUAUUUUAAAAGGCUGACCCUUAAGUUAUAUCUCUGAAACUGAAGGCAUGUGCACACAGCACUAGGUACACUAAUUGGAACCCUAAUCCUGAAACUUAAAAAAGCAACUUUUAAAACUAAUGCUUUUAAAGUUUUGUAGCAGAAAUGUCAGAUUUGAAAUUCUAUAUGUACACACACACGUGAAAUUUUAGAAAACUUUCCUCCCCAUAUUUGUUUCAGCUGUUGCACUAGAUGUUUGAGUGGAAAUUAUUCAGGCCAUCUGAGGAGCCCUUGCAGGAUGGUCCAUCUCCUGCCAGCCAUGCUCAGGGCUGUGAUCAGCACAGAUUUCCAUUUCCUGGCUGUUUUUGCCUAACUGCCCUUCUGUACGUACACACCUACACAUUGGACACAAAAUCACAGAGCAUCUUAGAGCUGGGAAGGAUAUAGAGGUCAGGUGACCUGACUCCCUGACUUGGUCUCACAUGCACCAUAUUCAUCUUCCAGCAAUCCUCAGAUACAGGAACCUUACCCCAUAGAUCACAGUGUUGUGUUACAAGCAGAGCCCAGGGCUAAUAGUUUCUAAACCCCAGAGUCUGCUACAAUAGUCAUAAGAAGAGCUGGCUGCAUUAGGCCAGUGGCCAGUCAAGGCCCGCCUCCAGUGGCCAACCAGAUGCCUAUGGGAAGCCCGUCAGCAGGAGCUGAGCAGGAGCAGCCCUCUCUCCCUCUUAGCUGUUUCCAGCAACCUGCGCUCAGAGGCCUCUUACCUCCCACAGGGGAGGGAGAACACAGCCACCCAGGUUAGGAGUUACUGAAACACAUUAUCUCAGUGAAUUUCCCUAAUCCUUUGUAAAAGCCGCCAUUGCCUCUUUUGGAAGGGAAUUACACAGUCUCACAGAGAAAAGCCACAAGGCAUUUUCAAGACUGGAUGGGUGUGGUUCUCCUAAGCACUCUUAGGGGUUCAUGUUCCUAUGUGCCUCUGAUUCACUGUUUCAGCUUGCGCUACAGCCCCCAUGUAUGACCUAAGUGAAUGGUUCAUAUCCCAUAUCAGGCCUCUAUUUCAUUCUGUCGGACAGUGAGGACAAGGCUCUGUAGGCACUGGCUCUCUUUUUCCAUGGUGGAUGUUUUUACAGCUCAUUUGUGCUCAGCAAGAAGGCAGAAGUUCCACUUCCCUUUGUGCUCCUCUUACCUCAUUUCACAGAAAGUGUCAAAUAGUAAAACAAAAAACAAAAAAACAACUCAGCAUCUUUCCCUGCCUCAAUUAGAACAUUAUUUCCGGUCCUGGGCCUGGCACACACAGAAUAGAUGUCGACACUGCUUAACAAGCAAGCAUUUGGAGAACAGUGGGAGGAUCUGUUCCCCAUGUAUACAAAAUUCCCACACCGGACAAGACAUGUACAUGCAAAGGAAUGUGGGAAUCCAUGCGUUUCUGCAUUAAUUUCUGGGCAGAAGUUAGAGGCACCAUUUAAGAAUGAGAGGGGUAUGUUUCAGGAUCCUGUCCGGCCAGUUCUGCAGUUCUACACACUGAUUUACAAAGUUACCAGGUUUCAUAAAAACAAGAUAUUGAGGAAGGAAUUCAGCGUUGCACUAAGGCCAUUAUUCCAUUAGGACAAGCAUCUGGGCUUGACAGAUGGAACAAUUCCCCCCUCUCCUCCUCCAGUGCACUUUUUGGGGUUCUCCCAACCCCUUCAGAGCCAAUUUCAUGGUUCAAGGGGAGGAGCAGGAAGGCCACUGUACAUGCAAGAGCCAAUUCCGUGGCUGCGCCUCAUUAAUUAAAUCCCACCCUAAGAUUAAUGGGGCAGAGCCUUAGAAAUAAGGGGUGGGCCUUGGUAGCGUAGGGACAGAACCUGGUCACAGACCACAGAUUUUGCCUGGGAGCAUUGGGAACAGAGCCUAACUGUGUCCAGUAGUUUCUGGGAAAAGCCUCAUGGCCACAAGUGGCUCUAAUAGCAAAAAUACUCAAGCCAAACAGAAAAUAGCCUAUCCACUGGUUUCUGUCUUCAUGCUAUAGGCACUUCCGGACAGUAACUGUUUUCAGGUGAAAUUCUGUCACAGAAUUCAAGUUGUGCAAUUAAUGUUGGCUUAGAGGUCUCAAACAACAAAGUUGCUUCUGCAAAAGAUCAGACUUUUAUAAUAAGGAAAAUGCACGGGAAAGUGUUGGAUGACACUUGCUUUGACACAACAUCAUUUAACUUCCCUGCAAAUAAUCUGGAAUUAAUGCUCAGUCAACAGCCAUUGUUAUCUAAGUUCUCUACAAACAAAUCAGGGUGAAUGUUCAACACAGAGAUUGUCUGGAACCACCACUAUUUUCUCACUCGGAGAGCUAAACUUCAUCCCCUGGAGAUCUUGAGAUGAGUUGUUAGACUUUGGCACCUGGAGACUUAUGAGUGACUAGAAUUAUAAGCAAUUAAAUGAGCCUGUGUAGUAGUCACCAGGUAUGCCCAAGGUAUUCGUGUUUGCUUUAGGAAAAGGGCAACUUCUUGACUCUUGCUAGUAACACUGCUGUAGUAAUUACAGAUUGUAAAAAAGUGAAACUCCCCAGGAAAAUAUGCCAGGCCUACUCCACUAUGAUAUAUAGGUGAUCAUAGGAUGUUUUUAUUCCACCAGGCAUUCAGCAAACUGAUUUCACAUGAGAUAAGUUGUUGCUAUGGUAUUGUGUAUUUUUACUUUAUGCAGUGCUGUUCUGCAGACAAGUAAGGUGUACAAAAAUGUAUAUUCUGGGGUAAAGUGUGCAUAUAAAUGCAUUGUUUGUUGUUUAGUCAUUUAGUCAUGUCUGACUCUUCAUGACCCCAUGGACCAGAGCACGCCAGGCACUUCUGUCUUCCACUGCCUCCCGCAGUUUGGUCAAACUCAUGCUGGUCGCUUUGAGAACACUAUCACACCAUCUCGUCCUCUGUCGUCCCCUUCUCCUUGUGCCCUCAAUCUUUCCCAACAUCCGGGUCUUUUCCAGGGAGUCUUCUCUUCUCAUGAGGUGGCCAAAGUAUUGGAGCCUCAGCUUCAGGAUCUGUCCUUCCAGUGAGCCCUCAGGGCUGAUUUCCUGCAGAAUGGAUAGGUUUGAUCUUCUUGCAGACCAUGGGACUCUCAAGAGUCUCCUCCAGCACCAUAAUUCAAAAGCAUCAAUUCUUUGGCGAUCAGCCUUCUUUAUGGUCCAGCUCUCACUUCCAUACAUCACUACUGGGAAAACCAUAGCUUUAACUAUACAGGAUAUAAAUGCAUAUAUUAGUGAAAAUAGCAUGUAAUGCAAUAUAUAAGGAGAAACUAUGUUGCAAAAAAUGUGUAUAUUAGGAAAUAGCACUAAAAUGUAAUUAAUCUUCAUGAGGGACUUGUUUUUUUUAUAAGAAAAUUGCAAAUGUGGAAUGUGAAGAACCGAACUAAGACAGAAAAAAUGAGAAAUGAACUAGAAUUGACAGAUUUGUCCAUCCCUAGAUACGGGCAAGGCACGCUUAUUAUAUUUAUAUAAUAAGACAUUUAGGCUAAAUUUUAGGAAGAGUUCUUGAGUUAUAGAGUUCCUUAAUAUUAAGAUAGAUAUCAGUGUUAUAAAAUACAUUCAUGACUGUGCAUAUUCUAGGCUUCUGAACACAUAUUGUACAGAUGUAAAAAUUGGUAUUAAGUACAAUAUUCUGCAUACUGUCUGUUCAGCUUCCAUUUUAAAAAACCAAGUGGUUGCAAAAAUAGUCUUGAACGUGUGAGCACUACCAGGUGAAAUUGUCAGUGUGUGUUUUGGGAAAGAUUUCCAGUGCUGAGUGAACAGAGUUUCAGUGCCCUGCAAAGAUUUCUGUGGACAAAGCAAAAUAAAUUAGGCAAAUACAUGCAAUUUUUAUAAGAGCUGUUGAUUUCAACUUGACACAGAUUUUUUAAAAUAAACUUGGUACAUGCCAACUUAAAGCACAGAGUACAUAUAGCCCUGCAUAGCCUGACAGUGCAAAGUUUGGUCUUCCUACAACUUUUAUAUGAUUCAGUGUCUACUACUCAGAGAGAUGGUUAUAUCAGUCAAAUGGCACAUGUCAAAUAUUGAUAUAAAGCAAAUCCAACCAUGGGUGUCUUUGGGAUCUCUCCUUAGUAGACUUGCUUUGACUUCCACGAAGGGAGGAAUAUCAAAAUUAAAUAUGAGGGGGUGGGGGGAGAAGCUGUAGAAGUCUUGUGGAGUGUGGACCCUGUAAGAAGGGCACACAUUGGUUUCACUCUUCUAGCAGACAGUGUGGUCCUUGUAAGCACUGAUGUGGUCGGUUUCACAGCACUCUAAUGGCUCGUUGACAGUACUGGCUAUAGUGACUCUCUGGCAGGCAAGCUUAGGGCUCAUCCACACGUCUUUUUGUGGCAUGGUUCUAAGCACAGGUCUGGGCAGUAUUGUUAUUGGAUUUGGGGUUUUCUGGGAUCAGUGUUUUCCCCAGGAAAACCCUCAUUUUACCAUUGAAUCAGAACAAAUGGCAAUCAGGUUUUCUGCACAUUACUGUUUGCUCUGAUUUAGCAAAAAAAUGCAGGUUUUCCCAGGGAAAGCGCUGGGACAACCCCCCCCCCCCUUCAGACCUGGACCUGGAAAGCCCAGACCUGUGCCUAGAAAGCAUGAAGCCAAGGUAAGUGUGAACCAGCCUAUAGCUACUCCCUGUGUUUUGGACGGGAAGUGCUAUAAGACAUGGACUCUCACUGGACAGUGCUGAAGUCAUCACCCCCAGGCACGUCCAUCACAAAUCCCUACUCUACUUUAGCUGUGCCCAUGAGCAUAGUCAAACGCACAGGGGGCAGCUGCCCCUCCAAUCAAGUAAGUAAAUAAAAAUACUUAACUAACUGACCAAUCACGUCUCCAAUAGCUUGGAUCUGCAGAAAUCCUGGCUGCACCCAUGACUGUGCCCUUCAUUUCAGCCACUGUCUGAAAUGUGGCAGGCAAUUACUAGGUCCAGGGCCUUCUCCGUAGUGGCAUCCUCCUUCUGGAGACUCUACCCAGAGAGAAUCACCUGGAGAGCUGGCAUUUUAUUGCUGUCACUGCACUGUGAGAGGGUUAAAGACUAAUUUUAGCAUAACUGUUUUUAGUGGAAUUGUGCCUAUUUUAUGUAUCCCAGACAGCUGGUUUGCUAUAUUCUAUGGUCUUGUUACAUUGCUCCAUUUUCUAGGGUCCUCUUCUGAUGGGGGUUCUGUAUGAAUUGUUUUUCUUUUAAAUGGAUUGCAAGCCACUUGGAGAACCCAUUAAACUAGGAAUGUAGGAUACACCUAUUAGAACAAACAGUCUGUACCUCCCAGUCCAUCUAGUCAAGCCAUUUUGAAUGCCCAAAAUUUGCACACACAGAUAUUUGGAUGUUGGGAGGAGGUUACACUGUUCUGCUACAAGAGUUCAAGCAGAUGUCUCCAGAAAUGAAAACCAAGGGUCACUUCCCGGACUAUCCUUAGCAACCAAUCUUCCCCAUUAACCAUCACGUCCCCCAGCACUAGCAAGGUGAACCCCACACUCCACUUCGUUAUGCAGAGCUAGGAUUAUUGCUGCAGAUGUACAGAGCCGGCUACAGCAUUGCAUAUCAUGCCCCAAAGGGCAAAAGUUAACUUCCUAGGCGUGCCUUCACGUUGACAACAGUAUCAACAGCACAGAGGGGUUUGUGCUGUUUGGAGACACCGAGAAUUCUCAGAUUGCAGAGAUGGUUGGAUUCUGCUGCACUUAGCAUGCAUGCUGUCCACAAAGACAGGCCAGCAAAGCCUCUUCCUCCAACCCGUGCAAUUUCUGUGGUCGGCCAAGGUGUGUCAGCCAAUACUGUCAGGACGAAACUAAACUCAAGUCUUUGUCUUUUCCCUAUUGGCUGCCUUCCCAUUAAAAUUCACCUGGGCAAUCUGCGUAGUUCAGUAGUGAGGCAAGCAAGAAGGUGCAAGACCCAGCUGAGUUAAAAUGAUUUGGAGCAACAUUGCUGGCUCUUUUCGUUUUCAUUUGUGCCUGACAAACAAGCCUUUCCUCCCAUCGCUUGCUGCUUAGUGAAGCAACCCACUGAGUUUAAGGCAACCACAUCCUGUUUCUGGAGGAGGGGGAAGGAGAGCAGAGAGAUUUUGCUCUGUUUAUGGUAUGAAGAAGCACACGCCUUGUUUUAAAGGUUUGGCAAAGGGUUUUGACCCAGAGUUAGGCCAUCUUUACACAUGCUGCAUCCUGAUAUCCAGGUUUAUUAUGAGCAUAUAGGGUGUUUUCUUUUUAAAUUGUUGCUUGGUGGUUUCCACGGGGAAGCAUUCUAAAAUGGCCUCUUCCCCUGGCAGUCUGAAGUGCUCAAGUCUAGAUUCCACCACUUCAAGUCCCCCACCUGAGUCUUCUGCACAAGCAGUCAGGCCAGGCCAUGUGUUUGUUUCAGGAAACAGAAUUGGACGUUAGUGAGACUCUAGGGAGAAGCCUAGGGGGGGGGGCACAGGUUUGUGCCGCCAAUGCAUGCUCCUCUCUGCUUGCUGCUUCACCCUUGGCACACCCCAUCAUUAUGAUGAGGCGGCUGGUGCACUGUGCCCACGGGGGCGCAAGGGGGAACAGACGCCCAGCAGUGUCCUGAGGAGUUUGGCAGCCCCUUUUCCCGCCUUCCCUGUGUUGCUCAGCACAUCCGCUGUGCCCCACAGGCCAUGAGGAGGCUUCUGGAGUGUGGUGCUGCAGCCAUGGGUGAGGGCUGUGGGGCCAAUAAGGGCCCUGAGGGACCCCCAGCGUGCCUGGUCUGCUGCUGCACCAUGACUGGAUACACUUGUCUUUCAGUGACUUUGUGGUAAAGCCAGGGCUGGCCCACCCAUGAGGCAAGGUGAGGCAACCAGCUCAGGCGGCAGGAUCCACGGGGGCAGCAGAUCCUGAUGUUGAUCUUUCUUUCCCCCUGGUUCCUGAUAUUCCCUCACCCCUUCUUCCUUGUUGGGGAGGGCAUUCGCCCAGGUGCCAAAAUGUCUUGGGGUGGCCCUGAUAAAGCCUCUCACAGGGAUUGGCUGGGCAGCACUGAUGUCAUAAUGUGGUUGGGUUGCACCAAUGAUGGCUGCAACCCUACUGAACUAUUUUUGCCCUCUUCUGUCCAAUUUUAAAUAGCACCUUUGAGCAGGAAAGGAGGCGGCAACAGACCAAAAUUAGUAGGAAAGUAAAGCAAGUUUUUCCCUAGAAGAAUAAGCAGAAAAAGGAAAGGUCGGAAGAGAGUUUAUAGUACUACAAACCAAUAUAGACUUUAGGCCAGCUGAACAGUUAUGGAUAAGAAUCUUGGGUAUUGUAACCUUGAGUGAAAUGCUGAGAAUCCUCAGCCACCCAUCAAAGAGUUCCCCCAGAAGUAGGAUUGCCAUAUUUAAAAAAGUAAAAACCAUGACACACUGAAAGUUGUUGGGCUUUUUUUUUUUUAAAAAAGUAAAAGCUACAAGAAAAUUUGAGGUUUUGGAGCUUUUAAAGGCAAUUUUGGCACAAUUUAACCCCCGUUGCAAGUGGAGAGCCAAGGGGUGAAAUUCUGCAGAGCAGCAAUGGUCCAUCAGUGCAAGUAUUUCUCCUUGUGCUACAUAAUGUCCUGCCCCUCUUCUCACCACUGUGUGCCUCCCAAAACUGGAAUUCUCUCAACCCUUUGAAGCAGAGUUGGUGAUGGCAUGGGGCAUGCGUGGAGAACACAUUUAAUGUUCUGGCUUAAGCAGGUUUCCAUUGUGAAUAUCCUAGCAGGAAUCCAGCUGAAAAUAGUGCAGAGUAAUGCAAUGCACUUUAUUCCAUGCUACCCUGAUACCAACCAAUCAGCUACUGGUGCCUGUCAUGUCACUUCCCAAGCAGCCCCUGAUUCCAAUGGCCAUGGGUAGGACUGCCUCUCUUUGGCAUCAGAAGCUCUGGUACCAGCAGGGAGCACAUCCUUGCUUCCUUCCAGUGGUGGCCAGACCACUUACCAGGAAGGAGAGGAGCAAGGUGUCAGGGAGAUUGGCAUAUUGUGGGCACAUGGGAGGGAGUGCCAAGUUGAGCCUGCCCAUUUGCCUGCACCAAGCCGGCUUCCCUCCCACCUUGUCCUCUCCCUCUCAGAAAGCAGCAGUGGCACUGCAACCUGAAAGCUGGCAGUGCAGCUUCCCUCCACAGGCAAGUUGUUCCUGCCCCCUGAAUUUUGUCAAGUCUAGAAGUGGAGCUCAGUGAUUUUUGCUGAGUCCCAGCUGUCUAUCAAUCUCACCAGGACCGUUAUAAAAAUAGUGGAGCACUGGCUGGGGAAAUAUCAUCCUUGCCCCCGUUUUUCUGGCAACUGGUGUGAAAUAGGUAAAUAAAAAAUAAGGUCAGUUUUCUUGGGUGGAUCCUGUUUAACAGGACUCCUGGAAUUAGUCUGGAUUCAGGCCCACACCACAGAGACAAUUUGUUCCCCACGUCCCAUGGAGCUCUCUCCACUGCAAUGACUGUUGUGUUGUCCUCAGAGAGAACACUGGCCCAAGUUCAAUCCCAAACAUCUCCAGGAAGGGCAGGGAAUGUCUUAAGGGCUUGUCCACACUUCCGCUUCUCCUGUGCCUUGGAAGCACAGGUCUGAGCCAUUUCCCCCUUUCCCCUCACCUUUCCCAGGGAAACCCACUCUUUAGCUCUAAAUCAGAACAAAUGGCAAUCCACAGAAAUCCCAAUUGUUGUUUGCUCCGAUUGAGCACUAGAGAGUAGUUUUCCCUGGGGGGAAGUGUGGGGAAGACCUGAAAUUCUGUUAGGCCACUGCCAGUCAGGGCUUUUCCACACUUACCUUGUGCCCCACUCUUUCCAGGCACAGGUCUGCACUUUAAAGCUCCAUGUCCAAGUGCCCCAUUUUUUGCUCCAGAGUUUUCCCUGAGAAAAGCAGCUCUUUAAAGCUGACUCAGAGCAAACAACAAUUUGUAGAGUGCCAUUUGCUCUGACUGAGCUUUAAAGCUCCUUGAACACAAUGUGCCUUGCUUUUCUGUGCCUUGCUUUUCUGUGAAGAUACUUUUCUUUCUCCUCCUGUAAAUAUCCUUCCAACACAACAGCACUGAUUUCUCUUGCCCUUUAUAGAAUCAUAGACUCAUAGAGUUGGAAGAGACCACAAGGGCCAUCGAGUCCAACCCCCUGCCAAGCAGGAAACACCAUCAGAGCACUCCUGACAUAUGGUUGUCAAGCCUCUGCUUAAAGACCUCCAAAGAAGGAGACUCCACCACAUAUCAUCACUCAGAGGGGUCACUCAGAGGAGAAGAUGGUGAAAUGCAAACAGGGGACACAGAAAGGGCUGAACUCCUCAAUGCCUUCUUUGCCUCAGUCUUCUCCGAUAAAGAAAACAAUGCCCAACCUGAAGAAUUUGGAGCAAAUGAUUCAGCAAAGGAAACACAGCCCAGAAUAACUAAGGAGAUAGUACAAGAAUACUUGGCUAGUUUAGAUGUAUUCAAGUCUCCAGGGCCAGAUGAAUUGCAUCCAAGAGUAUUAAAAGAACUGGCAGAUGUGAUCUCAGAACCACUGGCAGUCAUCUUUGAGAAUUCCUGGAGAACAGGUGAAGUCCCGGCAGACUGGAGGAGGGCAAAUGUUGUCCCUAUUUUCAAAAAGGGGAAAAGAGAGGACCCAAAUAAUUACCGCCCAGUCAGUCUGACAUCAAUACCAGGGAAGAUUCUGGAGCAGAUCAUUAAGCAAACAGUCUGUGAGCAUCUAGAAAGGAAUGCUGUGAUCACCAAUAGUCAGCAUGGAUUUCUGAAAAAUAAGUCAUGUCAGACUAACCUGAUCUCAUUUUUUGACAGAAUUACAAGCCUGGUAGAUGAAGGGAACGCAGUGGAUGUAGCCUACCUUGAUUUCAGCAAGGCAUUUGACAAGGUGCCCCGUGAUAUUCUUGUAAAGAAGCUGGUAAAAUGCGGUCUUGACUAUGUUACCACUCAGUGGAUUUGUAACUGGCUGACUGACCGAACCCAAAGGGUGCUCAUCAAUGGUUCCUCUUCAUCCUGGAGAAGAGUGACUAGUGGGGUGCCACAGGGUUCUGUCUUGGGCCCGGUCUUAUUCAACAUCUUUAUCAACGACUUGGAUGAUGGACUCAAGGGCAUCCUGAUCAAAUUUGCAGAUGACACCAAACUGGGAGGGGUGGCUAACACCCCAGAGGACAGGAUCACACUUCAAAACGACCUUGGCAGAUUAGAGAACUGGGCCAAAACAAACAAGAUGAAUUUUAACAGGGAGAAAUGUAAAGUAUUGCACUUGGGCAAAAAAAAAUGAGAGGCACAAAUACAAGAUGGGUGACACCUGGCUUGAGAGCAGUACAUCUGAAAAGGAUCUUAGGAGUCUUGGUUGACCACAAACUUGACAUGAGCCAACAGUGUGACACGGCAGCUAAAAAAGCCAAUGCAAUUCUGGGCUGCAUCAAUAGGAGUAUAGCAUCUAGAUCAAGGGAAGUAAUAGUGCCACUGUAUUCUGCUCUGGUCAGACCUCACCUGGAGUACUGUGUCCAGUUCUGGGCACCACAGUUCAAGAAGGACACUGACAAACUGGAACGUGUCCAGAGGAGGGCAACCAAAAUGGUCAAAGGCCUGGAAACGAUGCCUUAUGAGGAACGGCUAAGGGAGCUGGGCAUGUUUAGCCUGGAGAAGAGGAGGUUAAGGGGUGAUAUGAUAGCCAUGUUCAAAUAUAUAAAAGGAUGUCACAUAGAGGAGGGAGAAAGGUUGUUUUCUGCUGCUCCAGAGAAGCGGACACGGAGCAAUGGAUCCAAACUACAAGAAAGAAGAUUCCACCUAAACCUUAGGAAGAACUUCCUGACAGUAAGAGCUGUUUGACAGUGGAAUUUGCUGCCAAGGAGUGUGGUGGAGUCUCCUUCUUUGGAGGUCUUUAAGCAGAGGCUUGACAACCAUAUGUCAGGAGUGCUCUGAUGGUGUUUCCUGCUUGGGAGGGGGUUGGACUCGAUGGCCCUUGUGGUCUCUUCCAACUCUAUGAUUCUAUGAUUCUAUGAUCAUAUUCUCAACUAGCUAGCCCCACCCCCAUCAAUUGCAUGGAUUCAGAAUAUGAUAUUACUAGCAGUGGGACCCAUCCAGUAUUGCUUUUGUCAUCGGGGGGGGGGGGGGGAUGACAGACACAAUGUUUAAAGAGAAGCCAUAGUUGGCUAUUGGUCUGUGGUACAAGCCUGGCAACUUUUCAGUUUACAUGACAAUUGCUGGAUCUUAUCAGGUCAGAUGCUGGGUCGGCCAACAGUUCUACCACUCUCUCCUAUGCUUACAGCCUUUCUUUAAGUUUUACUUUUCACAAUGCUGUAUGUUUGUUUGUUUAUUUAUACUUUCAUCCUCCAUGUUCUGUUUUUAAAAAUGCAAAUAUGUUUAAAAGAGUUGCAAAACUGCUCACAGAACUGAUGCCUUGGUGAUGUCAUGUGUGCUAGCCAAUUAGUAGUGUCAGUGCUUUCCCCCUUUCUUUCUUUUUAAGGAAAAAGGAUCUUGGUGGACACCAUGAAGUUGUUACAGUAAAUGCCACACUUUUAACUUUUUUUGGGGGGGGGAGGUGCCCGUACUGCAUAGCCUUGAGUACCUCCAGAAGAAAAGUACCAAGUGCUGUGACAAGCCAGAUCUUCCUGCAAACUAGCAUCACUGUUGUUUUUUCCUAAGGAGCAAAAGGCAUGUUUGUAUUAAGGAGAGUUUCAAGCCAGCUCUGCAAAUCUUGUGCCUAUCUUUAUUUCAGUUUGAGCAUUCACUAAGCCCAAUAAGAUUUCAAACACAUCCAUAUUGUUAAUUAUUUAAAUAGUUUUCAAUAGAUUUUAGCUUGAAAGGAAGACAAGAUUUCUCUAUAAUUUUGCCAGAAUGCAUGGCUAGAUUCUAUCUUUCAUUGUUUGCACAAGGCCUCACGGAGAUUUCUCUUUUAUCCCUUUUAUCCUCCUUUCCAGAUCUCAAUAGCCAAGUGAAAGGGACUGAAAACAAGAAACGCUUCAGUGAGAUUUUCCGGAGUCUGGAUGCCAUAGAAAUUUCAAUUGGAAAUUCGUAUGUAUCCAGGAUUGGUUUCAUAGCAAUCCUCCUAACACAGUGCUCACCACCACCACUAAAUUUAUCCAUACUGUUGUACAGAACUGAAGGGAGAAAGAUCAACGCAGAUGAGGCAUGAGCAUCUCCAUCAACUGUGGCUGCUGAAAAAAGCACAACUGCAACCAUGAAAAUGGCUUAGAAUUGUCAGAACAAUAUUUCUACUGACCUGUCCAGGUUGUUAUGCUUUUCGCCAGAACCAGAGGGUGCAAAGCCAGAAAAAAUAACCCAGCUGAAUUCUUCUUGCAUUUAGCCUGGUUCUUUUAUUUAUUUAACAAAAUUUAUAUACUGCUUAAAUGGAAAUAAAACCUCUAAGCACUUUUCAAAUAAUAUAAAACAUACAUUUAAAUUGUCAAUAAAAAUCAGUGUUAGAAACAUGCUAUAAAAAGCAAAAUGAAUAAAAUCAACAGUUAAAAGUAUACAUUCUAAGCUAACAUUAUGGGUUAAAUACCCAUCAACUUUACAUGUCUGGGUAGGCUUGCCCAAAUGGAAAAGUUUUUAGCGGGUACUGGAAAAAAUACAGGGAAGGAGCCUGCCUAAAGUCAACGGGCAGGGAGUUCUGGGGUUUAGGAGCUGUGACACCAAAAUAUGGGUUCCUUACAAAUGCAGAACAGCUAUUCUGGCACACCUGCAACAGUGCGAGUUGGGCAGAUCCAGAUGGCUGACUGGGGUAAGGGGAUCCUUCAAGCAAACUGAUCGGCCCUAAGGUGUUGGUAGCAGACAUGUACUUUAUGUUAUUUUUGGUUUUUGGUUUUUUAAAGUUUGAGUUGCAGGUGCCUCCGUGGCUAGGAGUGCCUUUUACCAGCUUGAUUGGUAAGACAGCUGUGGCCAUUCUUGGACUGGGAUAACUUGACCAUUUACUGGUAACCUCGUGGUUGCACUACUCUAGUGCACUCCAUGGGGCUGCCCUUGGGGUUGGUCCACAGGCUGCAGCCGCUGCAGAAUGCGGGAGCAAACCACCGGCAGCAUAUAACACACCGCUUGGGAGAUUUUUUUCUGGCUGCCAAGCUGCUGCCAGUCCAAGUUCAAGGUGUAGGUAUGAAGAUAUAAACCCCUCUAUAGCUCAGGACCAGGGAGCUUGAGAGACCACCUUAUAUCUCACCCAGCAGAUCACUGCAGCAUGCAGGAGAAUUUACCCUUUCAGUGCCAAAGGUUUCCAAAGUUUUCUCUGCGGUAACUCUGGGCAGGGCUUUCUGUGUGGCUGCCCCUGCUCUGUGGAAUAGCGUUCCUGUUGAGAUGCCCAAUGUCAACAGGUGCCCAAUAUCCACACUUUCCAGAAACAAACUGAGGCUUUAUAGGCUUUUCCAGUUGGCUAAAUGGGUUUUUGCUUUGGUAUGGUUUUAGUUUUGUUUUAAACACAACUGCUGGUACCCCCACCACCCCCAGCAACUGUUUAUUGAUGUUUCCAUUGUACAUUGUCUUGAGGUAACUCUAUAGAAACUAAUUGAUUAAUGAAGAUGAUGGCAAUAGAUAAUUCCGCAGCAGAGAAUAAUGACAUCAGGAGUAAUUUACUUUGGGAACAAAUCAAAGGAAUGCAGUUUCAAUGGAAGCAGGAUCAACUAAAAUUGUUCUGUGGAAAUGCAACCAGCCCCACACAGUUGAUGCUACUGCUGGGUUUGCUUGACCUUGGGGGAGAGAGAAAAUCAAGGUUUCUGGAGUUUCAUGCAACUUUUGUCUCUAUCAAACCAGCUUGUCUGACAAGCUACUUUUGUUUAUAUGAUCAUAACUUUAGGGAAUAGUUGCAUUUCUUGAUAUGCUGCCAUUGCAGAUUUUAGAAGGAAGGCUUUCAAACUGAUGAACAAGCAGCAAUGGAGGACUGCUUCAUGUUGCCAGAAGGCAAAUACCUGUGUGUCAUUGCCAUCAUUUGUGCAUAUAAGCAGGGAGUCACAAUGGAUUAUGACUCCCUAUUGAGAGCACAUAUGUUGUACAUUUUACCAGAAAAAAAAUGAAUUUGUCAGUGCACAACUUGCUCAGUCAGGAUGACCCCAAAUACUCUGGUUUUUGGGGUGGAAAAAUCCAAAUGCUACCGUUCUCCCAGAUAAGAAUCUAAUAAUAAAUAAAGGAGGAUUUGCCACUCAGUAAUGGCUCCUAAAAUCUACCACUCAAGGCAGCUACACCAUUCUGCAUAAUAUUGUGUUGUAUGGCCCAUUUUGUGUUGUAUGGUUCUGGUGGAGAACCUUUACUUCUGCCGUGUGUGUAAUAUUACUUGUUGGCUCUUUCUAAUUUGCAGGGCAGUUGAUAUGUUCAUUGAUGAUGUUAAUGACAAUGAUAGUGGAAUCUCAAACCUGCAGACGGAAAAACUACAGGUAUGUUGAAAUGUAAGCUCUGUCACACUGUAAGCUCUGUCACACUGGAAUGAAAAACUAUUAGUGCAUUUGUGAAAAGCUAAUUUGUUCCAACAGUUCAAAAGUAACCAAAUCCCUUCCUUUGCAUGAUAAACUCCCCCAUAAAGUCUAAUACCACAAAACUAGCAAAAUGGGUAGCCAACAUGGUGCCUAUGGGUGCGGUGGCCCCCUUGAGAACUUCCACACACCACUCACUGUCCCUUGCAUUAACAGGGGAGAAGGGGGCUGGCUGCCUUUCUUCCCCUCGAAAAGUCCUGUACAGCUGGAGGAGAAAGUUGGAAGGCUCUCACCUUCAUCUGCUUCUUUUCUGCUGCAUGUGCUUUUCAAAGCUCAGACCAGCACUUAAGCUGAAAGCAGGAGAAAGGGAAGAUUCUGGGAGCUUGUGGGGAGGGGCUGGGGGAGAAAGUGGUCAAGAAAGAGAAAAUGUAAUUGGAGAGAGUAGAAGGAAGAGAAGGGGCAGUGUACGUGUGCAAAGAUCCAGCAAAACACUGGAAACGGCAUAAUUUUUUUAAGAAGUUUUCUCCUCCUUCCCAAAUUACCAUUAAAUCACAAAUCAUAUCUGUCUCAUUGACAAGACUGCAAAAAUCACAGAUCCUGUGCUUUGGUCUAGUGCUGCCAUGGUGUAAAAUUGUGGAUCCAAGGCACAGAUCCUUAUGGAUCCCCAAAUAGUGAGAAAUUAGCUUAAUAUCACUUUUUAGCUCAAAGGGUGUGAAAGGUGUCUGAGACGACACUGCAGGAUAUUUCAGCUAUCUUGUGAGGUUUUGGAUUUUAUCACUUGCCUUCUACCAUCUGCAUAGCUGUCAAAGUUUCCCUUUUUUUAAAGGGAAAUUCCCUUAUUCCGAAUAGGAUUCCUCGCAAGAAAAGGGAAAAGUUGACAGCUAUGACCAUCUCCUUCUUCCCAAGUUUUUGCAUCAGAAGCAGAUUAUGUGGGUGGGUCUGAGGUGCACAGUCUGCACCUCAUGCCCUUUGGCAAAAUGAAGGGCUUGCCCACACUUCCACUUGCCCCAUUCCUAGAAAGCACAAGUGGGUUUCCAUUUGCCCUGCUGCUUUCCCCAGGAAAACUUGCUCUUUAAGUGCUAAAUGGGAGCCAAUGUCCACCUGGAGAAAACCUGGUUGACCUUUGUUCUGAUUCAGUGUGAAGAAUGGGUUUCCUCUCGAGAAAGCAAUGGGGCAAACAGAAGCUGGAAGAGCCCUAAAGCACUGUAGUUGUGUUAAACAAACCAAAUGAAGCUUUAAAAUGGGGGGCUGUGCAUUUGGGGGUUAUUCGCCCAUUUAAAAACAUUCUCAAAAAUGUUAUCAUCUCUUUGUUUCACAGACAGAUGAAGCGUUCUAUAAAUGUGAAGGAAGUUCGGAAGCAGGAGAACCAGGGAACAUGUCAGGUAACAGGACAAGGGAGGUUAAACAAAGGUGGCCAAAUUCAGUUUGGAUUGCCACUGUCAUUUUACAUCUGCUGCUAGGCUUGAGGACUCUUGUAAGUUUUUGGCAUCAUGAAUGGCAGGACAUGCAGGACAGACAAAAGAAAGUCCUUCUCCACAAAAUGCACAAUUAAUUUAUGGAGUUCACCAUCACACAAUGUGGCGAUAACCAGUAGCUUAGAUGGCUUUGAAAAGGAGAUCCGAUGAAUUCAUGGAGGAUGUGUCAAUUAAAUGAUGUUUUUUUUAAUUACAAAAGCCCACCCUCUGGUUAUAUUUUCACUUAACAGCAUGGCUACCCACAACCUGUUGUGAGGAAACACAUUCUUUGGUUGCUUCCCCCAUCACUACUUCCAUCUGGAAGGGGGAGGAGAUUGCUGGCACUCCCUCUCCCCUUUCUCUUGUUUCAGAACUGUUUAGAGGCAGUUUAAUGGCUGAAUGGUGGCAACAUGAGGAUGACCUUCCUGGGAGGCAUGCGAUUAUGUAGGUCAGGAGUUGGAACAAACCUUGCCUUGGAAGAACUUGCUUAGGUUUUGUGAUUUUUCCACCCUAAAUGACAGAUUCCUACUCACUGAUUCAUGGGAUCAAAGUCACGUUUAAGCAUUACUGUAUUAAAGACAUAUGUAAAAGGGAGUCAAAGAGGGAAGUGCUCUGGAAUUAAGAGCAAUCACUAUUAAGUAUGUACACACCCUUAAAAGCCAGACAUUCAGUGUGAUGUCUCUCACAGGUGGGGUCCUUUGCCCUCCUACAGAAGAAAGGCCUCUCAUUGUGAGAACUGGUCUUUUUGGCUAGGUAGCCUGGCUGAAGGACCAAGUUGCCAGGGAGAAAAAUGAAACUGUAGGUUGGAGAACUCAUUAGUUCCAGAACAGUAGCACAAACAGAUGACAAGAAGGGCAUGUCCAAAGGAUGAGUCAUUGGGAGACUGGUGCUCCUUAAGUAUGAAAAUCCCUCCCAAUGUUGCUGGACACUUACAAAUAAGAUUUUAUACCCCUGUCAUUCUUUCCAGAGGUUCCUGUGAUUUUGUCUGUUGUUUCUUAUAUUAUUGAGGACCUUCUCUGUUUUGGUUGGCAUCCAAAAUACCAAUCCAUAUUUCACCACCCCAUUUAACUUGGAUCAAGAACAACAAACCUGUUGCCAAUGACCCCUUUAAUGAUAUCUGAAUAACCUAUUUACAAUAUUAGGGCUCCAUCUGGAAGUACCCAAAGAGAUGAAGGUAGCAGCACUGCUAGUAACUAGAGAAAGGCUUGUCUGGCUCAGGAGCAAGGCAAGCAUCAGGAAGGCGGAAGACAUGGAGCAGGUGCUGCAAGAGACACACACGCGGGGCACUUUGUUACAAUGGCAGUGCAUGUUACAAGGAAGGAGAAGCUACAGGGAUUGAAAAGGCCAAUCACCAAUCAGCGGAGGAGGGGGUAGAGUAAAGCAAGAGGCUGGUAAAGAUGUUUGGUCUCCUGGAAGCCAAUGGGCUUCCUGUGGUCCAAUGAGCAGAGUGGCUAGACACCAAGUCUGGCUUUGACUGAUGACCUGACCAAUGGAGACUUGUUUGCCUCCUCACGCUGCUGAGUGCUGGUGGUCAGCCACAGGGACUUCUUCUGCAGCUGCUUCCUGAAACCUGCAAAUUAAUUUUCUCAGCUGAAGAGGCCGACGAGAUGCUGAUCAAGUGCACUGGUGGCGUGGAAGCAGCCCUAGGCUAUGCCAAGAUGUGGUGCAAAUACGUCAAGGAACUCUUGACCUGGGUUGACAAACGCCUGAAUUACGGUGAGGCUGGUUUUGCAUUAUCCAUGACCUAAACAGGCCAGCAGACCCUCCAAAUUCUCCUCUAACACAGACUCUUUUAAGUUAAAAUCCAGGUGAUAUAUUUCCACAUUAGGCAGCCAUAAAAAAUGUCACCACAAGCAGUCCUGGCCAAAACAGCAGCAGAAGAUGACAUUAGAAUGGGUACACAGUGUUGCGACAUACAAGAGCCCCACAAGAAGCAUUCGGGAAUCCAGCUGGAUUUUCAGUAAGGCUUUAUUCAGUUGCAGUCUUGCAGCAUUGUAAAGCAGUCUUGGUACAUUAAGGAUACACAAGAAACAGGUGGAAUUACAUUCAGGGAGAAGCCAUCACCUGAAGACAAGCUUGCCUCUUUAUGCUAGCUGGCAAGGAAUCAAUUAGGCUACGCCCCAUGAUGCUUAGUCAUCACAUGCUGCUGAGUCAGCAUUCCCUAUAAGCACAGUGUUUAACUCCUUGAUACCCACAACACUCCAACACACAGUUCUUUCCAUGAAUCUUGCCACAAGGUAGGAGCAGCUUUCCAAAAUCCCAUGUUUUUGUGGCUACAUAGAAAGAAGCUCUCUGCUCCUACUAUAUGUUUCCUUUGGAAAUUCAGUCUAUUGUUGUUUUCUGUUCAUAGAAACUGAGUUUGCAAAGAACAUCCUGAAGAUUGCUGAUGCUGGCAGGAGUGCCAUUUUCCCACAGGUAUUGUUUCCUAGUUGCUCCCUUCUGGGACUGCCCUACGUUGUCUGAUCUGUAGGGUCUUUGCUAGUCUCUCCCAUGUAGAGCCUAAAUGUAUAAGGUGUGUGUGUGUACCCCCCCCCCCCACGUUUACAGGUACCAUUUUCCCAGUACGUAUAAAGAUGAAUUCACCCAUGCAAGGGCAAGUGUUCCAGGGUGACACUUCCAAUAACGCAGCACCCAAAGGCAACUGUUAUUUUCUGGUAUUAUGUUCUCAUCAGCUAGUUAGUGGACAUGACACACUUGAAAGCUAGCCUCUCUACUUGACAGAGCAAAAUUAACUCUUAUGUGCAUUACACCAUGCUAUUAGCAUUAAUUUCAUGUCUGUUUCAUUCCUGCAGCUCUGAGAAGCAACCAGCAUCCUCUGUAUGUCAGGGAUGGGCAACCUGGUACCCCCAGGUGUUGCUGGAUUGCGACUCCCACCAUCCUUCACCAUUGGCCAUGCUGGGGGGGGGGGGCUGAUGAGAGUUGGAGCCCAACAACAUCUGGAGCACCACAUAGUUCCCUGUCCCUGUUCUAUGUUGUACACUCAAACCUCUGUUCUCAAAUGGCUCUGUUUUCAAAUGUUUUGGCUCCCGAAUGCCAAAGACCCGGAAGUAACUGUUUUCAAACAAUUUUCAGAAGCUGAACUUCUGACACGGCUUCCGUUUUGAGUUUCCCUAUUGUAUUGAGGCUUCUGCUUUCAAUUUUUGGUUGUCGGACGUUUCGGAAGUCGAAUGGUCUUCCAGAGUGGAUUACAUUUGACAAUUGAGGUUUGACUGUAUCGUAGUGCCAUGACACUAGCUUCUAAUAUGGCUGGGCUAAGUUGCAGCUAGAACUCCUAAAGCUUGAUUCUCUGCUUUCUCCUUUAAGCAGGCAGAGGAGUUGUUGCUGAAAACCACUUCUGUGUGGUAUGCAGCUAGUUUUGUGGAUUGGCUCUGGUGCUUCAAAAGUCUCGAAAGCCAGUUGCAGUGCUGAUGUGGACACUUGCCACGUGACGUGGCUGAUCCACGGGGUGAGCUGUUCACAUAUGCCAUGGUUACUGCAUUGAGCCAGCAAAUGAAACCGGCAGAGCAGUGCCACAUACGUGAGAUAGGAGGUCUUCUUUCAUCGCUGUGCUAAUAGGGAGACUGAGCAUUCCCUGUAAGCUGGGAUUUGAACCCAAACAUCCUUGUUCCAGUCCCAACACUCUCAGUCCUAGAACCCAUUGGCUCUGUGUUUUUGUCUUUUCAGACUUGUAUGCCCUUACAGACUCUGUACACCAUGACCAUGGAGCAUGACAUCAGGGCAGGGAACUUGGCCAUAGAGACGGCUGGGAUUUUGCAAAUGAAGGAAUACUAUCAGGUACAGUGUUUCUCAGCUUAGAUGAGACACCAUUUUACAAAUGCAGCAACUAAAAUCUCUCUUGGGCUUGCAAUCCAUUCUGCUGAUUUGCCCAGGUCCCUUGGUCACUCGUGGUGUCUCCUGGAUGCCAUAGAUUUGUAAAUAAUGAAACCUACUGCUGGAGAUCUCACUUCCUGCACCCCACCUUGCCUUGCAGCCUCUUUCGGCGAAGAGGAAUGAAAUUGAGAAAUGGCGGAAGGAAUUCAAAGAUCAGUGGCAGAAGGAGCAGAAAAGGAUGGUAAGAGCAGAUCUAGGAAAGGAUCGUGGUGGGGGGGUGGGGAGGGAAAAAGCUGCAAUCACUGGGAAGUCCCCUUUCAGGUGGGCGUGGGCUAUGCAGUAUUUCUCAGCUGGUUCCUGGGCAAUGCAUGCUGGGAUUGAUAUGAAAGUGGAGGCUUGGGGAAGUACUAGGACAGGCAUAGGCAAACUCGGCCCUCCAGAUGUUUUGGGACUACAACUCCCAUCAUCCCUGACCACUGGUCCUGUUAGCUAGGGAUGAUGGGAGUUGUAGUCCCAAAACAUCUGGAGGGCCAAGUUUGCCUAUGCCUGGACUAGGAGCUUGUCCCAGGGCUUCCAUGCAAGUUCACAUCAUCCCUGUAACCCCUGUGCUCAAAGAAAGACAGUCUCACCAACACUUUCAAGUCUUCUUAUCUGUCAUCCCUUACCCUGCAAUAUUUCUCCAAUAGAAAAGGGGGCCUCACCUGUGGUGGUUCAAGGGGUUGCUCAUGCGUACGCCGGUGCCCACACCUGGCUCGGUUGCCUAAGUGAACCUUUUCUGUCCGGACAGCCACUCACCCGUGGCUGUCUCAAUCGCUGGCAGAAUCCGUCAGUGGGCGUUUCUUAAACUUCUUCCAGCAAAGAAGUUCUUUCACGCCCAGUCGCCUCCUACUUUCCCUGCGCGGAAGCCUUCUGCGCAAGGAAGGCAUAGGCAGCGGAGGACCCUUCCUCCCCCCACUGGUCCCAGGCAAGGAGUCAUGUGACUCCCUCUCAGAUUCCCCCAUCUGCCCCCCUUCUCCACUGGAACUGAGCUGAUUCCCUUCCCCAGAAGAUGGGCUGCCUCUCCCAAUCCCAUGACGCUCUCUGGGAUCCCUCUGGAGCUCUCUCUCUCCCUCCGGCACUGAUGGCAGUUCCCUGACAUCACCCCAACUAAAUUGGUCAAAAUGUAUAAAAGGGUGUUAGAAAUGCAAAGAAACAGAGGGGACAUGUAUACACAUGUGGUAGGGAUGUAAGAAAGCUAAGGAAUAUUGGGAGAAGAUAUACACAGAAAUUUUAAAAAAUGCUAAAGUUGCCAUUUUCAAAAGACCCAGAGAUGUUCCUUUUGGGUAUAAUAGAGGCUGAGAGACCUAGGAAUGUAUUAAAUCUUUUUCUUUAUGCAACCGCUGCAGCCAGAAUAGCCUAUGUACAAAUGUGGAAGGCUAAAACAGACCAACGAAAGAGGAUUGGCAGAAUAAGUUAAUAGAAUAUGUGGCGUUAGCAAUAUUGACUGCAAAGAUAAGAAGCCAGGAUGAACAUACCAUAAGAGACGAGUAGGAAAACUUUGGAGAAUAUUUAAAGAAUUACAGGUGAAACUUGGAAAAUUAGAAUAUCAUUUAUUUCAUUUAUUUCAGUAAUUCAACUUAAAAGGUGAAACUAAUAUAAUUGUGAUGAUCAACUACUCAAAUCUCAUUUCUGAUGAGAGCAGCUUUUGCAUCUCAUUUGGAAACCAAGGACCCAGAGUCUGGAGGAAUAGUGGGGAGGCACACAAUGCCAGAUGCUUGAAGUCCAGUGUGAAGUUUCCACAGUCUGUGUUGAUUUGCGGAGCCAUGUCAUCAGCUGGUGUUGGUCCAAUGUGCUUCAUUAAGUCCAGAGUCAACAGUCAACACAGCCAUCUGUCAGGAGAUUUUGGAGCACUUCAUGCAUCCUUCCACAGAUGAGCUUUAUGGGGAUGCUGACUUCAUUUUCCAGCAGGACUUUGGCACCUGCCCACACUGCCAAAAAUACCAACACCUGGUUCAAUGCCCAUGGGAUUACUGUGCUUGAUUGGCCAGCAAACUCGCCUGACCUGAACCCUAUAGAGAAUCUAUGGGGCAUUGCCAAGAGAAAAAUGAGAGACAUGAGACUGAGCAAUGCAGUAGAGCUGAAGGCUGCUAUUGAAGCAUCCUGGUCUUCCAUAACACCUCAGCAGUGCCACAGGCUGAUAGCAUCCAUGCCACGCCGCACUGAGGCAGUAAUGGAUGCAAAAGGGGCCCAAACCAAGUACAUGCUUCUACUUCUCAGAGGUCCAAUAUUUGCAAUCCUUGUUUUGCUGAUUUCAUUUAAUAUUCUAAUUUUCUGAGAUUGUUAAUUUGGGGUUUUCAUCAGCUGUACGCCAUGAUCAUCACAAUUAUAAAAAAUAAAGGCUUGACAUAUCUUACUUUGCAUGUCAUGAGUCUAUCUCAUAUAUUAGUUUCACCUUUUAAGUUGAAUUACUGAACUAAAUGAACUUUUCCACGAUAUUCUAAUUUUCUGAGUUUCACCUGUAUAACAGUUACAUAAAUCUCCAAGUAGGAAUAGAUAUAUGAACAGCAGCUAAAUCAAUUAAAAGGGGUAUAAAGAUAUGUAGCACAACUAAGAGUAAAAAGGAACCCAUGGAGGGGUGUGUGGGGAAGUCGAAUAAUGUAGAAUAUUGUGAAAGCAUAAAUAAAAUUUUAAAAAAGAAAAUACGGAUAUCCCAUUCCAUAAUGAUAAUUUGACUAUUUAUACCCCACACAUCUUACUGGGGUUGCCCCAGCACUCUGGGAAGCUUCCAACAGAUAUAAAAAUAUAAUAAAACACUAGACAUUAAAAAACUUCCCUUCAGAGGCUCGGGGGUUGGAUAACUCCAUACCCCCCAAUAGUUCUCCAAUGAAAAUAGGGAUAUUCUAAGGAAAAGUGGGACAUUCCAACCAGGAUCAAAUCAGAAACCAGGAUGACUUCUCUAAAUUAGGGAUGUCCCUGGAAAAGAAAGACACUUGGAGGGUCUGUGAUCCUUUUUCGUCCCAAGGACCGUAGCCAGAGGUGCUCUCAGAGGCAUUACAUGCCUUUCUCUGUCAACUUUAAUUAAAAGCCAUACAUGGCUGACUUCCAGCAAGGCAAGGUGGCGAGUGCCACAGCUGUGCAGGGCUCCUGAGGACCGCCAGCACCAACUGUGUGGCUUGGCUGGUCUCCAUGCCACUGCAGCUGCCAUGGGGGGGAGGGACUGGCCCGUCUUGUCUCAAUGUCCAGAUUGGACAGCAUUCUGCUCACACAAGGUCUGAUCCCCCAGUAGAAACAGCAAACAUUGGUAACAUUAAAAUCACAAACCAUGCCCCAGUAGAAGCUACCCUCAAAAUAGGAGAAGAAGCACAAACUAUCUCAUCAUGAUCCUUCAGCCCCAUCCUAACCACAAACCAACUAGCUAGAGAGAGUCUCUUGAAAACUCUCCAGAACUGCUUUAAGGACAAUGAUGUGGUUGACAUUACAACCCCCUUCCUUUGGGACACAAUGAAAGCAGUCAACAGAGGAGCCUUCAUAAAGAAGAGGGCAUCCAUUAAAAAAAAAAACCUCCUCAAAAAUUGAUAAAUUCGAACAAGACAUUACAACCCUCUCAUCACACUACAAACAAACAGAAGCCAAAAAACUCCUUAAACUCAUAGAACAAAAAAGAAGGAAAAUAAACUUUCUAGAAAUCAAUAAAACAAUGAUUAACAUCCUAUAUUCUAAACAAAGCUUUUACGAAUAUGGGGGGAAGAACUCCAGACUAUUAGCAAACAGAUGCAGGAAAAGAUCACUCAGAAUAAGAAUACACUGUGUCACGGCUUCCUGUUUCCGGCAGUGGAAAAUGGCUGAUCCCACACAAUCGGACUUCAGCUGUUCCGAUAAUUUAGGGCUGAUAUGGGGGUAAUUAGCCCUGGCAGCCUCCCCAGGGCAGGGGAGGACUGUCUCAACGACCCACGGUCUGCCCCAGAUUGCCGAUGUGGCAGACGGCAGGGGCACUGGGUCACGGAGCUAGGGACGGCUGACACUCCUGCGACACCACCCCAUAGCCGGACGCAUCUGUUUGGGAAAAUAUAAAGAUUUGGAAAACAAACAGACACGCUCUGAAUUGAAGAAGCUGGGAAAAACCUGCAGUAUGUACAGUCUCUGGUGCAAAAGAUCGAACUUCAAAGAGAUCCUCAUCAUGACGUUUGGAAUGUGGAGGGGCUUGGUAUGUAAAAAAAAAUUCUUUUAUCCUUAACAUCAACAAUCCGUAAUGCAUGCCAAGUCUCAUUAAGAACUUAAAUUGCUCUUCAAAAAGUGAGUUCAGAUGGACUUUCAUAUAUAAUUGGGAUCUACUCGCAGCCACUUCUCUUCUAAGACCGGAAAUGUCUGUUAAAGACGAAAACAAAGGACAAAAUGGCGUCUCCCACCACGUCGUUAUUGAAUAUCUGAAAUACCUCCCUGAUUAAGAGAAACAGGAGCUAACGGAUGGUUGGUUAUAAAGGCUGGAAACAAUACUACAUAUACAACUGUUUGCAAAAAGAUGUUUUUUUGAUUACGAGCGAGAGAGAGGGCUAAAUGGAUGUCUGGCAGUCCCCCUCUAGGGCCCGGAGGGGGGACUGGGAAGAUUCCAAAGGCCAAUUGCUAACUGUCUGAUAUAUGGCUACAUUGCAAACAGUCUGUUUAAGAUAAAUCAACGAGGAGGGUACAGAAGGAAAUUUCUCUCUGUUUCUUUGAUAACACCUGGACGGGAAAGAUUAACGAUCUGGGAGCUGCCAAAAUAACAACUCUCAAAGAGCUGGACAGAACUUUGAAAUUGGAUGCAAUUAAAUGAAGCGGUGCGAUGAAAAAACAGUGCGAUGAAGGAGUACAAUAUACGGACAAAUCUGCACUCCAUAGAAAAAAAAAUAUCGGUUUUCUGACAUGAAUGAGGAUCGUAGAACCAGAGUCAAAAUGUGGAAGGGAAAAAUGGAACAUGGAAUUAUGAAUAACAUUGAGGAUGAUGAGAGGCAGGACUAUGAUGUUGAAUGCGCUUCGAAAUUCAGACCAUGGGAAGUCAAAACAAAAUUAUUACAAUUUGGAAGACAAUUGGACCUUUUUUAUUUUAGUUUUUUAUUUUUAUUGGAUCUGAUUUGAUAUGUUAAUUGGAUGUUUUUAUUGGAAAAUUAAUAAACGCUUUAAAAAAAAAGAAAAGAAUACACUGUGUCACAUAAAAAAACACAUGGUAACAUAACAUCCUCCACCAAAGAAAUAACCUCAGAAUUUGCUGAAUACUAUCUGACUUUUAGAAGACAUCUGAAGGCAGCCAUGUUUAGGGAAGUUUUUAAUGUUUGAUAUUUUAUCACUUUUAUUAUUAAUAUUCUAUUGGGAGCCACCCAGAGUGGCUGGGAAAACCCAGCCAGAUGGGUGGAGUAUAAAUAAUAAAUUUAUUACUACUACUACUACUGAAUUUUACGCCAAUCUAUACACCUCCCGCAACCCGCAACAGGAAAUCAGAAGAUUCCUAACAGGACUGGCCAUGCCAACCUUAACUGCAGAGGAACAAGAAUUCAUGCACAGCCCUAUCACCCCACAGGAAAUAGAGACAGUAUUCAAAAAUCUGUAACCACACAAAGCCCCAGGCCCAGAUAGCUAUACAGCAGAAUUCUACAAAAAAUUCAAAGAACCCCUGAUGCCUUACAUGACCUGCCUAUUUAACGACAUCACAAAAGGGCUCCCCAUCCCUAAAACCUGAACCUCUUCCAAAAUAGUUUCUAUCCUAAAGCCACCCAAAGAUAGCCUCAAAAUAGAAUCAUACCGCCCAGUCUCAUUGAUAAAUCAAUCAAUCAAUCAAUCAAUCAAUCACAUCAAUCCUGGCUAACCGCCUAAAAAUCUUCCUACACAAACUAAUCACCAUGGACCAGGCAAGCUUUGUCCCUGGUUGCAGCAUAACAGACCCCAUUAGGAGACUACAGUGGUACCUCGGGUUAAGUACUUAAUUCGUUCCGGAGGUCUUUUCUUAACCUGAAACUGUUCUUAACCUGAAGCACCACUUUAGCUAAUGGGGCCUCCCGCUGAUGCCGUGCCACCAGAACAUGAUUUCUGUUCUCAUCCUGAAGCAAAGUUCUUAACCCGAGGUACUAUUUCUGGGUUAGCGGAGUCUGUAACCUGAAGCAUAUGUAACCUGAAGCAUGUGUAACCCGAGGUACCACUGUACUGAAUCUGGUAGAACACAGCAAAUCAACCAAACUCCCAUUGACAGUCAUGUCAUCUACAUUUGCAUAAUACUGAAGUACAUAUUCAUGAAAAUUCAAUGCAACACUGCUGGAUUUUGCCUUCCUGUGCUCUGGCCAGUGAGUGUUUAGGCACCAGGACAAUUGAAAAACACAUGAUACAGGCUGUUCAGUGCUGUUAAGUUUUUGAAAGGAAUUAUAGCAUGCACUCAAUAUAGUGAAUAAUUUCAAAUACGCUCGUCUAUUGGUAUUUAGAUUGCACUGACUUCCCCUGCUUCUCCCGCUGCUCUUCUACCUCCAUGUCUAUUAAAUGUGAUUAGAAGUGUAAUGUGAGCAACUCCUGUGAGGUGCUGUUUGUGCAGCUGCUGCUUCCUAUGGUGUGGACGGGGGGGAACCAAGCAUGAUAAGCCGAUGACAAAUAUAGAAUGAAUCUGCAAGUAAUGCUGGAUGGCCACCCAUGUUGAGCUACUUCCAAUGUAGCUUUUUGUUUUUGCUAAUUAGUUACUAGCUCACAAAAGGUUUUGCUUGCCCAGUUCCCAGAGAUACCUCCUUCAGGGCUCAUCCAGACUUGUGCUUCUUAAAAGACACUUUAAAAAGCAUAGGUCCGAGGGUUUCUUUGCUUGUCCCCUGCUUACUAGUCAUAGGUCUGAGUGGUUUUGCUCUUCACCCACCCCUUUCUCCCAGAAAAUCCACUCUCUAGCCAUAAAUCAAAACAAGCAUUAAUCUGGAAAAAACUUCAUUGACAUUUGCUUUGAUUCAGCGGUUUUCUUUGGGGUGGGAAGCAGUGCGGCAAGGAGCCCAUCGUCAUUUAUGACACUCUGGGGGGCUUCCAGUUGUAGGAUACUUCUCCUGCUCCAUCAACUGGAAGCAAAUUUUACUUGCCAAGGCCACUAAGCCUAUAGAUAUUUUCAAGCCUGAUUUAGAAGGGUUACAGCCGGGAAACACACUUUAAAUCCACAAAAAUGUGCUUUUCCCCCAAAGGUUAUUGCAAUUUGGUUUUAGCACUUUGAUCAGGAAGGAAAGAAAAGCUCCCUAGAUGCCUCCUAAUGCAGGUCUGAGCUUCUAAAUGAAAAAAUGACCCAGAGCCACAGCUGGUCAGACAUGCCCUUGUAACUCCUCCUUCAAUUGCAGAAUGAUUCCAGGUCCUCGAUGCAGAAGGCACGGCUCCACUACCUGCAGCGCUGCGAGGAUCUGGAGAAAGCCAAAGUGCUAAGUGCCAGAGCAGAAGAAGAAUGGCAGACCACUGCAGGCAGCGGCAACAAGCAACUGGAGAAGCGGCGUCGAUGUCGUGAUGAGCUGCAGUCAAAGGUAUCAGUCUGAGAUCCUAAAGCCUAUGCAGUUUGUCCCUUUGUCAUUUGCAAUCUGGGGUCUAGUUCAGACCUCGGAUUCUGGAAUUCAGGUCCUCCUAAUGAAGAGCCUGUAAAUGUGUGGCAAAGACUCAGAUGCCAAAGGUGAGUUGGGAAACAGGGCCAAUGACAAGUUUUUGUGGGCUAUGAAACUGGGUGUGGAGGAUCUCUGCAUGGGAGACCAAAUGACAACAAAGCAACUCACACAGAAAGGUUGAUGGCCUAUUGGUCUGGUCACCCCUGGUAAGACAGGGUGUAUUAGUUGGUCAAAAUCUCUAUUAUCUUUGGUCUGUUUGUAGUCAUAGCCUUUUAUAUACUAAACUUUUAUGCUUUCCGUUAUCCAUUUAAUGCUCCUAACCCUUCUUUUAGCUUCUUUUAUAUUUUUAUAGUCUUUUAUAUAUACCUUCUCUUUAGAUGUUUUAUAGAUUUUAAAUGAUUGUACUCCACCCUACAUCUAUGACCGUAAUAAACAGUUUUGUUUGCAAAGCCUAGAAGGCCCUUUAGAAUACGCCAGUAUUUUAUUGUAUUCUUUUAUUAAGUGCUGUCCAUGGAGGCCCAGGUCAAUUAUAUGUCCGGGGCAGCUGUCUACCAGCUCCAUCUGGUAUGCAGGCUGAGACCCUCCCUGUCCGCAGACUGUCUCACCGGAAUGGUGCAUGUUCUAGUUAUCUCCCGCUUGGACUACUGCAAUCACCUUUGAAGGUGAUUUGAAAACUACAACUAAUCCAGAAUGUGGCAGCUAGAAUGGUGACUGGGAGCAGCCACCGGGACCAUAUAACACAGGUCCUAAAGGAUCUAGAUGGGCUCCCAGUACAACAACAACAAAAACAACAACAAAUUAUUUAUACCCAGAUAUAAUUUAUAGCUGACUGGGUUUCCCCAGCCACUCUGGGUGGCUAUUUACAUGUGCAGACUUUAUAUAAUUCACUAGGUAACACAUUUCAAUGGAAAAGUCAACUCAGAAGAUAUACAGGUCACUCUAACAAUAAGAAAUGCAGUUUCAGUCCAGAAGAAUUUUGUUUCUCCUUUCCUCUGAAGAGGAGUUUCCAAGCACAAUUCAAAGUGUUAAAGCCCUAAACGGCCUUGGCCCAGUAUAUCUGGAGGAGCAUCUCCACCCCCAUUGUUCAGCCCAGACACUGAAGUCUUCCUCCGAGGGUCUUCUGCCGGUUCCUCACUGUGAGCAGUGAGGUUGCAGGGAACCAGGCAGAGGGCCUUCUCAGUAGUGGCACCCACCCUGUGGAACACCCUCCCAUCAGAUGUCAAAGAAAUAAACAACUAUCUGACUUUUAGAAGACACCUGAAGGAAGAGCUGUUUUAGGGAAGUUUUUUAUGUUUGGUGUUUUAUUAUGCUUUUAUAUUGGUUGGAAGCUGCCUAGAGUGGCUGGGGCAACCCAGUCAGAUGGGCAGGGUACAAAUAACAAAAUAAUAAUAAUAAUAAUAAUAGUAAUAAUAAAUUAAUUUUGUUUGAAGAUUUCAGCUUGUGUGUAACCAAAAGGUUAUUGCAUGACUUUCUGGCUGCUCUCUUCAGACUUUUAUCAACUACCUCCCUGAGUAACCUCUCUCAAGAAGCCGAUUGCCUAAUGUGGAUAUUGAAGGAAAUUUGGGGUUUGCCCAGUGACUUUGAAACUCCAAAGGAAAUUAACAAAGGGAUCAGAGGAAGGCUGCAACAAACGGCGUCGUUUUUCUAUGUGACAAUGAACCUCAAACUAAAACUGCAUGUAUGAUUUCAGCUUAGUUUUAAAGUAAAUUUUACAAAAUUUAUUUUGGGUGCAUAAUUUGGCUUUUGUGGUGGAGGUAUCCACAUAGGGCACUUCCUCAGGUACCCUCAGAAAUGUGUAAGUACCCCCUUCAUCUCCAAGUCAGCACUUUCCAUUCCUACCCUCAGUUUUUAUUUCACUGCCCACAGGUUCAGGAACUGGAAGUUGUCUAUCGAAGCUGCGUCUAUGAUGCUAACAUCCACCGGCAGGAACUGGAGAAAGUCAGGGAGAGAAUCAUCUCCCACAUUCGCAAACUUGUGUACCAAGGAGAUGAGGUGCUGAGGCGGGUAAGUCGUGAUCUGUGCUGAGGGAAUAUCCCUGGCCCUUUCCUACUCUUCUCCAGGUACAAAGACAGAAGUGACUCAAGGAGGCCUCACCCCAAUUAAUUACCUACCAAUUAAGGGAGGCAGGAAACUUGAGUGCAGAAAGGUCUAGGGAUGUAAGAAGGCAGCAAUUUCCAUUUGUCAUAACUGUUUCCAUUCUGCUGCAGUUCAGUUUCCGUUAAAUACUAUGCAGCUUGUCUGGCUGUCCACUAUUUAACAUAAAUGGUUUUACAAAUCUAUGGUGCAACCGCAUUUGGAAUACUGUGUAAAGUUCUGCUCUGUUGGAAGAAUCUCAGAAAAAGGGAAUAAAAUGCUCAAGGGGAGAGGGCAACUCCCCUUUGAGAAAAGGUUGUGGCAGUUGGGCCUUUUUGACUUAGAGAAAAGGCAAGUAAGAGGUGACAUGACAGAGGAGGGAGAAAGGUUGUUUUCUGCUGCUCCAGAGAAGCGGACACGGAGCAAUGGAUCCAAACUACAAGAAAGAAGAUUCCACCUAAACCUUAGGAAGAACUUCCUGACAGUAAGAGCUGUUCGACAGUGGAAUUUGCUGCCAAGGAGUGUGGUGGAGUCUCCUUCUUUGGAGGUCUUUAAGCAGAGGCUUGACAACCAUAUGUCAGGAGUGCUCUGAUGGUGUUUCCUGCUUGGCAGGGGGUUGGACUCGAUGGCCCUUGUGGUCUCUUCCAACUCUAUGAUUCUAUGAUUCUAUUCUAUGAUUCUAAGUUUAUAAAAUUAUGCAUGGCAUAGAGAAAGUGGAGAGAGAAAGUUUUUCUCCCUCUCUCAUAACACAAGAACUCAUCAACAUCCAAUGAAGCUGAAUAUUGGAAGAUUCAGGACAGACAAAAGAAAGUCCUUCUUCACGCAGCACAGUGUUAAACUAUGGAACUCCCUCCCACAGGAGGGAGUGUUGGCCACCAACCCGGAUGCCUUUGAAAGAGGAUUAGACAAAUUCAUGGAUGACAAGGCUUCUACGGCUGCCAGCCCACUGGCAAUGUUCCCCCUCCCCUGUCAGAGGUCAUCUGCCUCAGAACGCCUGUUGCUGGGAGUCAGACAGGGCAGAGUGUUGUUGUGCCCACAUCCAGCUUGCCACAGAUUUCUCACAGGCCCCUGGUUGGCCCCUGGGAUGCUCUAAACAGGACGCUGAAUUAGACGGACCAUUGGUCUGAUGCAGCAAGCUGAUCUUAUAUUAUUAUUAUUAUUAUUAUUAUUAUUAUUAUUAUUAUUACCCUAUCCUUUGGCCUAAGGUCCCAGGGCGGGUCACAGCAGUUAAAACACAAUGUUAAGAAGCAGUUUAAAGCAACUUAACACCACAAAAAUAAGGUGAGUCCUAUGUAUCCCUUUUGUCUGGCCCCCAUGAAGCUGGAUUCUCAGUCCUCACCUGGAACUGUCUGGAGAAGGAUGGGACACAGCUCUCCAAUGAGAGGCCAAGGCAGACAGGGGACGGAACAGAACUUUGGGCCUUUGUUUGGAAGGGAAAAAGGGAAUUGGAAAAGGGCAGUUGAAGAAGUGAAAGGGAGAGAAAAAGCAGGAAAGAGGAGGAACAACAACAUAAGUAACGGAACGAAAGAGCCAGGCAGGUCAAACACAGAGACACAAAGGAAAAUACUUUUGAGAGACUUGCACAGCUGCUGCAGUUGGAGAAAUGCACAGGCUUGAGAGAAAUGAUCGGGGAAAGUAAUGCUGAUUAUCUGUAUUGCAGCAAAGGGCAUUUAGGUGAAGUCCUCAGAACACUCAUAGACAGCAUCCCAUCAACUUAUACGUACAGUCAUACCUUGGGUUAAAGUUGCUUCAGGUUGAGCGUUUUCGGGUUGCGCUCCACGGCGACCCGGAAGUAACGGAACACGUUACUUCCGGGUUUCGCUGCUUGCGCAUGUGCAGACGCUCAAAAUGAUGUCACGCGCUUGCGCAGAAGCUGUGAAUCAUGACACACAGACGCGGGUUGCAUUCGCUUCAGGAUGUGAACGGGACUCUGGAGCGGAUCCCAUUCGCAUCCAGAGGUACCACUGUACCAUGCUUUUGGCGUGUUUAGAUAAAUUUGCAAGCAUUACCCUGUGACACUGAUGAUCAACAUUGCUUUGCCCCUGUUGUGUAUUUGAGGGCGGCGGGGCGGGGGGAGAGACUGAGAGACAACAGCUUGCCUAUGGACACCUGUGAGCCUCGGAAUUUUAAUUACAGCUCCCAUCAUUAACCAACAGGUAAAACCUGUGUUGGAUAUUGCAGUUUUCAAAAACAACAGGCACCUCCAACUGUCCGAUUUCAGCAUCAGUCUGAAUUGCAUUCUAUUACUACACAGUGGGUGGAGGAACAAGAAUCAUUACCAUUGCUUGCUAUGGUUUUCAGGAACAUUUAGUUUAAAGUGAGCCUAGCAACAGAAUAGAUUGGAAACACCUCCUGUUGGCUGACAUGAUUUUCACUGUUCCCCUUCUCCAGCAAUUCUCGAUACAUUUUGCAGCUUGUUCUAUUUGGGUUUCAGUCUCCUUUAGUCUCCUUUUGCUAGUUGCCGCAGCCAAGCCCCAAGAUGAGGAAGACUUUAGAGGGGAGGACUUCGGGGGCAGGUGGAGAACAGAAGACAGAAAACAGCAUCCAGGGAAAGAACUAGACUGAAGUGGAAAGAGAGACCAUGGAAGCUGUGCUAUAUGGUGUCUGGACCAUCUCCGAAGUUGCAAGGGGAAAACCUCCUUGGCUGGGCGUUCAAAAGAGAUGUGGACAGAAGUUGGGCUGCCUAGGAGUUGUGGGGAUAUGGAGAUGGUGGAUGGAUUCAACCUCCUUCCACUUAUUCAUGAUGUGUGUGUGUGACAACCGUCAUCAUAGAUGGGGCCAGCCUCAAGGAUUGGUGUCAUGGGGCACUUCCUGAGGGUGCAUGUCUUCAGGAGGCCUCACUGCCCUUGGCUGGUCCUGGCCUGCCUGUGGCUGUUGGAGAGCAUCUGUAGGCACAAGGAAAUAGCAACACCUUCCCAGCAACACCAGGGACUCAGAAGAAGCUUGCUGAUGGGAGCAGGCAUAGCUAUGGCAGCCUAGCAGCUUCAAAACACCACUGAGUAGCUGAAGUGAGGUGAGAGAAAGGGAGGAAUGUAAAUGACAUGUGCGGACACCUUGUGCAAGCUUCCAGCAGAUGAAAAACAAAGUAAAAGCAGGUGAACAAGAAAAACAGGAGACAAACACACAGCAGCUGAGGAACAGAGCCCACAUCUUCCUUCCCUCUAAUAUCAUUCAUCUUGCUUGUUGUAGGAAUCUGAUUUUGAGCCCUAACAGCUGACAGCAGAGCUCUCAAGCAAAAAAAAAGAGUGAAACCAGCACGGAAUAGCUAUAAACUUCAUCAGCAGGAGGUGUGGAACGAGAGAAGUGAUGCCAUAAUUGUGGCAGCCAAUAGAAAGGUGUCUUUGGUCCUUCUCCAGGACUGCAGUUUUCAGCUAACUUUACAUUACAUUUAAAUUUCAUUUUUAUGAAAACUAUAAUAUCUAGAUUUAGGGUUCUUUUCAAAAUAGUUAUUAAUCAAUUAACUGUUUAGGAGAAUUUAGGAGAAAUCCCAGUUCUGAACUUCCGAAUGAUGAAAAGUCAUUUAUGGUCAUAUUUUGUUUCCCUAAGGUCACCUUGAGGAUGUUCAUGUUCCAGAAAGCCCAGGCAGAGCGAAUCCCUGCAGGAUACCAGAACCUGACUGAGAUCUGCAAGCCCUACAAGGUUGGGGCAAAGUACCUGGAGUUCAUUCAGAACCUGCAGAAAAACGAGCUUCCGAUGGAGGUGUACAAAUUUGAGGAGUUUAUAUCCUCAGGGCAGAGGUAAGGAAGAACAUUUCUUACUCCUCCACCACACCUCAAGCAGUGUAAUGCUGCAGACUUUGGAUGUCACACCUACACAUGUGUACAAAACAGAAUUCCUUUGGGGCUAAAAAACAACAACUAUCCAUGGGAGCAUAAGAUGCAGAAAGAUGCCCACAGGUUCAGGAUAUACCAAAGAUGCAUGAGAAAGACUGCCAAAUCUUUACCAUUGGCGCAAGGUCAAUACUAUGUCAUAUAGUUGGUACUAUGGGGAAAAUCUUACUACAAUACAUCCUAUUUUAUCUAUUGCAUUAUUUUUAUUUUCCAGCCAUCUCUGAAUUUGCUGGGUGUUGGGGAGGGGAUAAAUAAAUUUAAAUUAAGAUAAAAUGUCCAAGCAAAGAAAUUAAGUUGCUUCCACAUAGAUUUGCUAUUGACCUUUCACAGAGCCUGAGAGCAGAACUACACGUUAUGAGGAAAACAGAUUCAGCAGAUUCUCCUUUGCAAAGGCCACCCCUGGCCAUUUUUAAAAUCAUUUUGUCCCCAGCCAGAGCCCAGAACCCUGAGGCAAGUCAGGCCAGCAGAGUGAAUUGAAACAUGUCAAGCAAGAGUUUUGAAACUUUCUGCCCCAGAGGCCUACUUGGCAGGGCUGAAAGCGAUGGCUGUCCCUCAUCAUAAAUUGGUGGUGCGGGGGGGGGGGGGCAUCCUAAAGUGGUGGCAGAUGGAGGCAGAGUUCAGCAUAAUCAGCUGACAAUUGCUGACAGCAUUUUCUGCUGAUAGCACUUUUUAGAAAUUGCUAGUUUCUUGGACAGAGCAAUUUUAUCAUGGCAAGGAGUUUCAUACUUCAGUUUUCCUCAAGCUAAGUACAGAUAUUAGCCCUGGAGGCAAGGUGACUCAGUCACAGGGGUUUUAAGUGGAGAGGUUUUGUUUUUUAAUGUUUUCCCUGCCCCCUCUGUGAUUUCUUCUCCUUUCACACUUCUUAUCUCUGAUGAACUACUAGUGUUUUUCAUCCCUUCUCCCUGCUUCUAUUAUGUUCACUUAUUCCUCCUAUAAAUGUCAUUUUUAUUCCCAAGUUAUUGUUGCUGUUGUUAUUUUUAAAAUUAACUUUUUAUCUCUUAUUCUAAUUUCCUUCAGCCCUCCUUCCUCUGGCCUUUUCCUCUCACAGGAAGGAAACCUUCCUUCUCUCCUCUCCCUCCCAGCCACCUUUGCUCAGUAUGGGGGGAGUCACUGGUGCUGGCACCCAUCCAACCCCAAGAGGGCAUCAAGGGAAGAGGCGCUGAGCUGAAAGGGAGACCUACCUGAAAGUGGACUGAGGCCCAUAGUGGUCCACUGUCUGGGAAAUGGUGAUGUCAAAGACUGCUUGAUAAAGUAGGCACAGGUUGUAGGAGAAUCCAUUUCAUUUGUUGAAGGUGAUGCAUGACCCAGAGCCAGCUUUUGUAAUGGUUAGUGAUUGUGUAGGUACCUUUCUUCAUUUAGGGUGGUCAUAGCCCAGGGCAGUGGCAGAGGAAGGGGUGUGUGAACCGCCCCGGGUGUCAUCAGUGUGUGGGGGUAUGGGGGUGUGACAAAAUGACAAAAAUAUUAGUUAAAACUUUUUUUUAAAAAAAAAAUUGGGCUCACAAAACUUUUUAGUUCAGUCAACACUGGGCGCCACACCACGGAGGCCGGCACUUACCGCAGGGCCUGCAGUGUGUUUGAGCCAUGCGUCUCUCCUGGGAAUGACGUGGUGGCUUGAGUGCCUGCAGGCUCGGCGCUGCCUGAAACGGCAGCGUGGGGCUUGCGUCUGCCCACCGCCUCUUCCUACAGCUGAGGGGGAGGCAGUGGAGAGGGUCCAUGCAGCGAGCCCCACCCCCAGGACGUGCACACUGCACCGGGCACCCAAGCAGCUAGCUACGCCAUGGCCCAGGACAAUAACUUAUGAGACAAGAGCUGCUUCUACACCAGGCACUAAGUAUGGAAUCACCAUUCCUUGUUCACGGAUAGCUUAGAAGGCUCCACACAAAGCUGUCCUCCAUUUGCAAUCUGCCAAUGGUUUGCCAGUACAUCUUCCAUCUUUUUUCUUACUGCACAUAGUCUGGCUUGUUGGAGAAUGGUGGAAGUGCAGACCAUCUCCACAGGUAGAGGUGCUCUUCAGUCCUUUUAAAACAAGAAAUAUCUUCUUCCAGCUAGCUGCUUGAUGAAGGCUAGUGUGCCUACACAUGAUGGGAGCAGCAAAUGCACCAGCCUGCCACCUGCAAUGGCAAAACCAUUGAACCAUCGCACCAACUCAUGAACAAGUUCUUUACUGACCAUUAAAUGUUUGCAUCCUUUGAGAAAACUGAAGUGCUUGACAGAUGCAUUGCUUUCUCAGGUCACCCCCCACCAAUGCCAGAAGAAAGAAUGCUUCACACAAUACUCGUAUCUCAUCAUCUGCGGCUGACCUCAGCAGCUCCUCAGAAGAUGCCUCUGGAAAGCCAUCGUCCUCAAGCAGUGAGCAAAGUAAGUUAUGUUUACAUUAAAGUCAAUUUUCUGUUUUAUUGUCCUUCAGUUUUGUUCCAUAAUUCUUGCCAUGGCCCAACUAGAUCAGUGAAUGGUUCUCACAGGGCUGGAGUGGAGAGAAGGGCCGAGGAAAGACAACGACGCAUUUUUUUUUUAAAUUUUUUUUUUUAUAAAUGAUAUUUAUUCCAAAUUUAAAGUUACAAAAAAGAAAAAAGAAAAACCAUACAAAAUACAAAGAAAACUUUAGCCAUAACAAAGCAAAAGAUAAACGAGUAAAAAGAACAAUAAGAUAGAAUAAAAAAGAAAACUUAACAAAAAAUAUAAAAAUACAUUGAGUUGAAAUAAAACAAAAGCAGAUUAAACCUUUACAUAACCUUUUCCCUUUACUUAUUUCCAUGACCUCCUCUCACCUCCCAGUUUUGUAUUCUAGUUCAAAUCGUGUUUCCAGCAAAUCCCUCUAACCUUAUUUUCAUUUACGUAUUUUAAAAUUAAAAUCAUGUAAUUAAACCUCCUCUAUUUCGUCAGUUUCAUCAACUCAUUUUUGCUUAUUCCAUUAUGUCAUAUCUACCAAAACGACCUAAUAUUCUUUUUCCAACCUCCUUCUAACAUUCUUUUAUAUUGCAAUACUUUUGAAGAUAUAUUUUAAAUUUUUCCAAUCUUCUUCCAUCGACCCUUCUCCCUGGUCUCGAAUUCUGCCGGUCAUCUCAGCCAGUUCCAUGUAGUCCAUCACUUUCAUCUGCCAUUCUUCUCGGGUGGGCAAUUCUUGUGUCUUCCAGUACUUCCCGAUGAGUAUUCUUGCUGCUGUUGUAGCAUACAUAAAGAAAGUUCUAUCCUCCCUUCGCACCAAUUGGCCGACCAUGCCCAGAAGAAAGGCCUCUGGUUUCUUCAGAAAGGUAUAUUUAAAUACCUUUUUCAGUUCAUUAUAUAUCAUUUCCCAGAAAGCCUUAAUCCUUGGGCAUGUCCACCAAAGGUGAAAAAAUGUACCCUCCGUCUCUUUACAUUUCCAACAUUUACUGUCUGGCAAAUGAUAAAUUUUUGCUAGCUUGACUGGGGUUAAGUACCACCUGUAAAUCAUUUUCAUUAUAUUUUCUCUUAAGGCAUUACAAGCCGUAAAUUUCAUACCUGUGGUCCAUAACUGUUCCCAGUCAGCAAACAUAAUGUUAUGUCCAAAAUCUUGUGCCCAUUUGAUCAUAACAGAUUUAACCGUUUCAUCCUGUGUAUUCCAUUUCAACAGCAAGUUAUACAUUCUUGAUAAAUUCUUAGUUUUAGGAUCUAACAAUUCUGUUUCCAAUUUUGAUUUUUCCUCCUGGAAACCAAUCUUCUUAUCUAAAUUAUAAGCCUCCCUUAUUUGAUAGUAAUGAAGCCAGUCUCGAACUUUAGUUUUCAAUUUGUCAAAACUCUGCAGCUUUAGUCUAUCUCCAUCUUGUUCUAAAAUUUCACAAUAUUUUGGCCAAUUUUUCUCCAUAUUAGUUUUUUUCAGAGCCUUAGCCUCCAUUGGUGACAGCCACCUUGGUGUUUUAUUUUCCAACAAAUCCUUAUAUCUCACCCAGACAUUAAACAAUGCUUUCCUGACAAUAUGGUUCUUAAAGGCCUUAUGCGCUUUAACCUUGUCAUACCAUAAGUAUGCAUGCCAUCCAAAGACAUUGUUAAAACCUUCUAAGUCCAAAAUGUCCGUGUUUUCAAGAAGCAGCCAAUCUUUCAGCCAGCAAAAUGCGGCUGAUUCAUAGUAAAGUUUAAGGUCUGGCAGGGCAAAUCCACCUCUUUCUUUAGCAUCAGUUAAAAUCUUAAAUUUUAUUCUUGGCUUCUUGCCCUGCCAGACAAAUCUCGAAAUAUCUCUCUGCCAUUUCUUGAAACAGUCCAUCUUGUCCAAAAUCUGCAAUGUUUGAAACAAAAACAACAUCCUAGGCAAUACAUUCAUCUUUAUCGCAGCAAUUCGGCCCAGCAAUGAUAACUUCAAUUUUGACCAUAUUUCCAAAUCCUUUUUCACUUCUAUCCAACAUUUUUCAUAAUUAUCUUUAAAUAAAUUCACAUUUUUAGCAGUCAUGUGAACCCCUAGAUAUUUCACUUUCUUAACCAAUGUUAAGAAUUGGUUAACAUUGGUUGACAAUGACGCAUUUCAAGGACCACCCCGUCCAGAACCCAGCACCAGCCUGUGUGGUGGGGCCAGCCUGGCAUCACAACAGGUUUCCUGGAAGGGGCGGGGCUGAGGUUGGGCCUGCUUUCAUGCAGAGCCAGUCCAGGGCUCCUGUCCGUGCACCUGCGUGCCCUGGCCUCACUGUGGCCUUGCCCUGUCCAGGGAUCCGCAGCACCGCAAGUGCUCAGAGGGUGGCACCACCGCUGCGCCCAGACCCACAGACCAGGGCUGCCCAAACCCCAUGCUCUCCCUUCAGUGACUGGGGUCAAGGUGACCACUCUACCUUGGGAUUGCUAGUUUGAGGUGGGGGGCAACUUUGUAGUAUCAGGGAAAACCCUCUUCUCCAUGCAUUGGUAGACUUCAUUUAAAACUCUGGCGCCUUCUAACAGUAACAGCUUGGAUAUUAAGGAGGACAUAAAAGUUCAGAUUUAGCAGAACUUAUAGAUAUGAUUUCACACAUAAAAACAUAAAAAAUGAGAGAGGGUCAAACUGAGAGAUCAGUACUUUGACUGAGAGUCGGUAGGGCCACAAAAAUGCUUCUUGAGUCCAGCUUGUGGGCCACCAGCUGCCUGUCCCAAGUCCUAACUAGUCAUUUCGGGAGCCCCAGACUUCCUUUUCAGUCUCCUGGAUCCUCACUUCUUAGCCCUGUUUCUUGGAUGCUCCUUUCAGACCAUAGUGGAAAUAAGGUGGAGAACAAGGAUCAGCAGCUGAAAAUUUCUAAUGUCUACAUCAGACACCCUCACCCAACAUUUUACAAUUCUAUUUUUGUUUUGUUUUGUUUCCUAUCUUCAUAAAAGAUUUGAAAGCUAUCCAUAUCACCUCUCCCCCCAAACUAUUGUUAUAUUAUUAUAUUAUUUGGCUGAAAAAGUAACUUCAUACUGUCCUGGAAAGCUGUGUGUUUGUGGAAUCCCUGUCCAGAUUGCCUGAAAGACAGAAGGUGAUUAACUCUGGAGAAGCUGCCUAGAGGGUAGAUUCGCCACUGAAUCGCAACAGGGCAUCUCCUCUAUAAGAUUGCUGCAGCUUGCUGCAAUGAAAUUACCUCAAUCUGUAGAAGUCAGACUGAAUUCCCCUGAGUAGUGUAGGCACUGGCCAAAGUGAACAGUUUUCGUCAUGCCUUCUGACCUGUGAACUGUCCAGCAGCUGUUCUCUGCUUCCUUUAAGUCAGACGAGUCUUCCUGGCUGCUGCUCCCCAUUUCUUUGACUAUGUAAAGACAUCACAUUUUCCCAGUGAUUUACCCCUGUCUGUUACAGUGGUGCCGGCCCCAAUCCUCCUUCAUUAGCAAAGGGAAUUGGAUGUUGAAACCUUAAAACACAUUUGAGUUGCAUGCAUGAAUUGAAACUGUGGGCAAUGACAGUGCUCUCGUAUUGCCUACAUCACAGUGAAAAUAUGAGUUGCACACAGCUUUUGUUUCAAUCUGUUAUCCAGGUGGCAGCAAAUCCUCCCACAGUGACACGGAGAGUCUGGGAGGGAGUACUGAGGGCCAGUCCUUAGAGUCACCUGCCUCCAGCCCAGGUGAGAGGAAUGUAUGAAAUGUUGCAAAAUAAUAAACAUCCAUUAACACGAGGCCUUCAGGUUUUUCCACAUAACUUUGUUUUUCAGCACAUAUAAAUCUGCAUGCUUGGUUAUUUUUUUGCAAUGUGCCUCUUCUAUUAAGGGCAAACAAAUCACUUAAAAAUACCAGGUUUUAAUUUGUUUUUCAAAAGCGGGCUUUGAAUUUCAAAUAUGCCUUUUAAAAAACUGAAUGGCAAUUUAAUUUGUGCUUCCUUUGCAAUCCCUAAAUUAUCUUUUAAAAAUUGAAUUAAUGCAUUAAUACAUUCUGAAUUGGAGGCCCCAUGAAUGGUCUGGGAGGAAGUGAUGCCACAGAUUCACUGCAGCUAUGUAACUGUGGACCUGGAUGGAAAACCACCAGGAGUCUGCAGGAAGAGUGUGUUGUAAAUAAAAUACCCAUAAUAUUAAAACAAAAUUCUGAAUUGAUACUCUAAUUUCAUGUCAGCAGUAUCCAUAUCUAAAGGAAAAGAUAUUAAAGAGAGCACAGAUCUGCAAAUGUUGCCUGCAGAGACUGAUGUACAAGCCUGCAGCAUGCAGGCACUGGGAACCCAUUCUUAGUGUGGCCCCAUGUCCUGCUUUACAGAGGGCAAUUUGAAGGUCUAUGCAGCCCAAGUCCAACUGACAAAUAAAGAUCCAUAAGAAGGGAAAGCAGAGGCACUGAGUCUAUUUAUAUUAUAGCAAUUAUUUCUAAAUUUGCGUCUAUACGUAUAAAUUAGCAUCUGCAAAUUUUAUGCAUUUCCUUUGUCCUUUUGUUGGGGGGUGUGAUGCAUUUUCUGUUUUGGGGGUAGGCAAUGCUUUAAGCACCCACACUCUCCAUCCUUGAAACGUAAGCUAUAAAAAUAUAUGUUAAAAGAGCAGGCAGGAAAACAUGAGUGGUAUUUAGCUUCAUUUUACUCAGAGUAAUUAAUGGCCUCAGAUUAGUCAUGUUCAUUAGUUUCAGUGAAUCUACUAUGAUUAAAGCUUAGCUGAAUACCACCCCACGUCACAAUUGAUGUCUAUACAGAAUUGCAUAUCUUCUGUGUUCUGAACUUAGACAGUGCCAGAAACUUGGGGUGGAGUUCAGUGUCAUCUCUUGCAAACAAUGCCUCCCUGCAAGCUUGCCAGAUAAAGCUAUCUCCGCUCCUCCAUGCACUGUUUUGGGGGUUUUCCUGACACCCCAGCUGGGACCCAACUUUGGGGGUGGGGUGCGGGGGAGGAAGCGGAAAGCCCCUCUGCGGAGACCCUGACUCAGGGCUUCCUCUGACAGGGCUCCUUAGGUAAAUCUCACCCAUGGAAUUCCCACUUGUCUAUUUCAUCAUCAUCUUACAUAAGUUCUACAGUGUGAUUUUCUGUUUAAAACAUUCCUUAAGUUGCAAACAAUAAAAGCUUAAAUACUAGGUUAUUUGUGUAAAUUUGCUUUAAUUGAUGUUAGUGGCUUUGGACUUCUUUAGUAUGGAGAGGGAAAUCCAGGUAUAAACUUUAAUGUAAAUAAACAAAUCUGGACCAAUAAAAGUUUCUGAACUUUCUUCAAGGGUAGCCAUACAGUGCAUUGCAGUGGUCCCGUUGAGAGUUUGCCAGGGUAUGCUUGGUAGUGUCAACAUCACUCUUUCUCUCUAAGAAAUACGGUCAUGCCUCAGGUUACAGAUGCUUCAGGUUGCGUUUUUUUGGGUUAUGGACCCGCCAAAACCCGGAAGUACUGGAAUGGGUUACUUCCGGGUUGUGGCAGCUGCACAUGCGCAGAAGCGCCAAAUCACAACCCGCACAUGCGCAGACGCGCCGCUGCAGGUUGUGAGCGUGCAUCCCGCACAGAUCACAUUCGCAACCCGAGCGCCCACUGUAUGUUGAAGCUGAUAAGAAAGCUCUCCUGGUUGUAUCCAGGAGAAAGCCUGUACCCAGGAACUGUAAUGGAUGGGCAUUUUCGUUGGGUGGGAUGUACAAGGGCUUUUGCUUGUCCAACUGGCCUUCCCUCCGCUCUCCUCACUCCAUGUGCCCCCCCCUGCAAUUCACUCUGGGAGAGCAGGAGAACCCCAGAACAGAAGAGGGAUGUUUGUACAGACAGAACAUCUGUAAUAACUCAAUGCUGAAUUCUGCCAAUUAACUUUUCCAGUUCUAGAGCCAGUUGCCAUGAGCAUCUCUAUAUUUACCUUGAGAUAAGUAGCUGGAGCAUUAGGGAAAAAAACACUUCAAAUUGUUAAUAUUGCAGUGAAACAAAGAUGGUCUAAAUUUUCAACAAGGCUGUCUAUAGGUUAAACUGAAUCCAGUUCCUAAAACUGUAGAGCACUCUUUCCUUUUCAUAGCAGGAAUUUCUUUUUUCACAGAAGAAGCAUCCUAAGCAGAAUCCUGUGUGACUUUGAAUUUAACUGGUUUCUGGCUCUUAAGUGGCUUCCUUUUCUGUUUUUAAUCUGUUCUUCAUGUCUAGGCCACAAGAAGUUGUUCAAAGCUCCAUCCACAGGCACUGUGUCCUCCUCUGAGGACUGUGAAGGCAAAGAUUUAAUGCAAGCCAAUGACCAUGGUGAGAAACAAGCCACAGACUGGGGAAAUGAACGAGGGAGGGAGGGAAGAGUCCUAUAACUGCAAAUGCUAGACAAAUGGCAGAUCAUGAGGUUAAUCAGUUCUGGGCAUGUACAGCUUUAGACUGCAGGUGAAGACUGCAUGUUGAAUGUUCCCACAUAAAAGCAAAAAUGCCUCCCAGGAGAAAACCUACAUUUUGGGAAAAAUGAAGGGCUCGUGUCCUUUUUCUGAUGUAUAUUUUUCUACGGAAAGGUAAUAUGUUUCAUACAGGGGAGGGGGAAAUUUGAUCAUGUAAUGGUACUGUUCAGGAACGAUUUUACCACGUGAUCUCCUCUGCCAUGCCAGAAUUAAAGGGGCUUUAUGGAUGCUGGUCACAAUAGUCACAUGCCUGUGUGGACUCAAUAUCUGAAGAGGAUUGGAGGGACAAAUUGCAAGGUAGUAAUGUCUCUUGGCCUAAUCACAAUGAAAUCAACAGCAAAAAAGCAGAAUGGAAAGUCAACCCACAAGAAAUUUAACCACAUUUGAAUCACUUUCUUGACAUGAGGCAAGUGGAAAUGUGAGUGAACCCGCCGUGUGAGGGCCAGCCCAGGGUGGUGCUGCAUUUCCAUGUAUCUGGUUAAGAAGGGGCGAGGUUCCUGCUUUACCUUCUCCAGCUUUCCCAGCCCCCUGGCACUUGAAAGCCUUUUGAGCCUGAGUUUGAAGGAACCUUUCUUUGUGUAUUCUAGUCCUUCCCACGCUCUGCUAUCUGUUCUCUGUGUAGAAGGUGCAUGUUUAACUAUUAAUCUAGAAGCCAUGUCUGCAGUCUAACAGAGGACAAUAGUCACAUGCCUGACCCUCUUUUCAGAUCUCACUGAUGCUGCCUCUGAAAAUGGCUUGUCCCAUUACCACUUUAAGAACAUCAACCUGUCCAGUGCUGCUCAGACCCACCAUCUGCGGAAGCUGAGGGGCCCUUCAAAAUGCAGAGAAUGUGAGAACGUAGUGGUCAAAGGCGUAGAAUGUGAAGAGGUCAGUGAGCAUUAAAGGGAACUGCUUUGCUGCAACAAGAGGUUCAGAUCUCAGGCAGGCUGGCACUUGGGCGCUGGAAAGGGAGAGGCACACAAAUUGGCCCCAGCUUACAGCAUAAAGCCCUGAGGCAGAUUCUUAGACUUUUAAGUCUGGAAAUAAUUAGGAUUUUGGUUGCGAUCGUAUGUAUACAAGGGGAGAGGAAGUGGGGUGCGGGGGCUUUCGUCCACCCCGGGUGUCACCACUGAGGUGGGUGACAAAAUGCCAGGCAGCACUCACCGCGGGGCCUGCAGGGCGCCCGAGCCAUGUGUCUUUCCUGAGAGAGACGGGCUUGAGCGCCCGCAGGCUCCACACUGCCCAAAAGGUCCACCCGCUGCCCCCCCCCAGCUGCAGGGCGGCUGAGUGGGAGGAGGCAGGCAGACUCCAGAGGCCCCACAGUGCGCCCUGCCCUUGCCUCGCCCUUGGGCACGCCACCCCAGGCGCCCAAGCGGCUUCUUCCGCCACUGUAUGUAUACUUAGCACUACUUCUGUGUGAACAUAAAUAGGAUGCUGCUGUAAAUCUACUAAUCUAGUUCCGUAUUUUGCCCUGAGACAGACUGUCCUGAACAUUUGCCAUAUCCUCACACACUCAACUUGUGUGAAGUUAACUCCACUUGAUGAAUGUUUUUCAAUGAGAUUUGAUUGCAAAUGUGAAUGAGACAUGUAAAAGAAGAUGGAGUUUGUGCUCUGACUCCCUCUGUGUCUGGAUGUGGAACCUGGAAAAGAGAAUGAAGCACAAAUGGAAAUGCUUUUCCUCUGCUGUUGGUGCAUUACACCUGCCUCAGAGUACUGAGAUGUGAGAAAUUAGCAAGGGGUCCCUUUGGGGCUAGGAAAGAGUUCAGCCAGAGUAACACGGGAUCUUUGGGCCAUUUGCAGUGCUACCUGACCUGUCACAAGAAAUGCCUGGAGAGCCUCCUCAUCAGCUGUGGUCACCAGAAACUGCCGGCACGGGCAUCGCUCUUUGGGAUCGACUUCCUUCAAGUGUCACGGGAUUUCCCAGAAGAAGUGCCGUUCAUUGUGGCAAAGUGUACCUUGGAAAUAGAAAGGCGUGCCCUGGGAGUGCAGGUAACUUGUCCCUGCAUGCAGAAAUCCAUCAGUGCUCAAACUCCAUACCUCUCAGAACCCAGAGUGAGCAGCAAAACACAGAGACAUAAACAUAUGUCUGCUGCCCAAACACAAAGGCUGAAUUAAUUGAGUAACUAUUAGACUAUGAUUGGCUCAUUUGUAUUCCUCAGUUCUGUGCAAGUGCAGCAAACCAGAGCAAAAAAAAUUCUAGACAUUAAUCCUAAAGAAAUGUGUGAGUCAUGCCUGGUGAAAUCCCACAAAUAAGCAGGGACCAGAACAGGAUUUCUGGUGAAGAAUUGAGCUUUUCUGCUGGUGCAGAAUUUUAUAUCCGCCAUUCUCCUAUCACAGUAAGAAGGAGAUAGUGGUGGGAGUUCCCAGUUAUUGGGAAUUUUUAAGGUGAUGAACAGCCUCACCUCUAAUGAGGAGCAGACUGUGCUGUGGCAGGAUCUAGGUGCUUACCUAUGAAGAAAAGACAGGUUGUCUGCUUCUUUGCGUGUCUGUAUUGCAGCAGUUCAGGGAAGGUGCAGAAAGUGGAGGGUGGAAACAGCAGAGAGUUGUGAGGCAUCCCUAGACUCUUUCUUUCACUCUGCGCGGUAGCCCUAACUUCCUGGUGAGCUAAGGCGUCUGCUUAUGGCCUUCAAGAGCUGCCUCAGAGUUUCAGUCCAUGUGGAUUUCCCAGUUUCAUGUGCUAGCAGUCCAGUCUCGUGCACACACACCUCCGCCUCCCUGCUGAGUCAGAGAGAAAUCCCAGGUCCCUUUCCGACACAUACAUCAUGUGUGGUGGCCUCAGGCCCAGUCUCUUUUUUGUCCUUGACGCAGGGCAUUUACCGCAUCAGUGGAGCCAAAUCACGGGUGGAGAGGCUGUGUCAGGCCUUUGAGAGUGGCUGGAGGCUGGUGGAGCUCUCGGAUCAUUCACCCCAUGACAUCACUGGAGUCCUUAAACAUUUCCUUAAGGAGGUAAGAAAUGGAGGGGGAGACAUCCUUAGAAUUUCAUUUCUCUAAACCUGAGAGUGGUUUCCCAAAUUUUAUGUCUUUAGCAGACUCUGGGAACUCAUCAAGCUACACAUCCCCAACCUUUUUCGGGUGUGUGUGCUAUUUUAUCUAAAGGUGGAAACAAAUGUAAUAUAAAAAAAUAAACAUGCAACUGGGUUCAAUCUGUUGGGAAAUAACUGGUGAAUACCAAUUAAUCCUGAAGUCCCAGAUGUUUGUGGAACUACAAAGAAAAACAGCUGACUGCAUUAAUUCAGAAAUAGGGUAUGGGGCUUGACUUCAGCCAAAGCAGCCCCCAGCAGAGUUUAAAACACAGAUCUAGACUGCGUUUACAAAGCAUGGGAAAUAUAGGUUGUUAGACUUUUAAAUGUCCCAAUAUGAGUGCUUACAGUUCUCCCCUGCCUCUGCCCCUCUUGAGCUUAAUAGACCACAACUUUUAGUAAGUUUAAAUGCUUUAUUUCAGUCAUCACAGGUCUCACUCAUGCGUUGUUCAAUACUACAGCAGAAACAACACAAGUAAGGUAUUAUUGCUUACAAAAUACAGAAGUGAUUCUCAAACAUGUGGACUGAGUCUGAAGUCCCAGGCUCAGACAUCUGCUCAACUUACAUGGUUCAAAGGGAGAGGGGAAGGAAUAUGAAACCUUUAGUUCCUCCCUCCUUGGAGGAAAGGGGAUGUGACAUCACAGAGUCUACUCUAGUAAUUUUGAACUCUGUAGUCCUUAACCCCUUCACAUACUAACUAGCACAGGUAUGCAUUGUUAGGUUUGACUACAAAACUCCCACACACUCUACAUUAAAGGUAAAGGGACCCCUGACCAUUAGGUCCAGUUGUGGCCAACUCUGGGGUUGUGGCGCUCAUCUCGCUUUAUUGGCCGAGGGAGCCGGCGUACAGCUUCUGGGUCAUGUGGCCAGCAUGACUAAGCCGCUUCUGGCGAACCAGAGCAGCACACGGAAACGCCGUUUACCUUCCCGCCGAAGCGGUACCUAUUUAUCUACUUGCAGUUUGACGUGCUUUCGAACUGCUAGGUUGGCAGGAGCGGGGACCGAGCAACGGGAGCUCACCCCGUCGUGGGAAUUCGAACUGCCGACCUUCUGAUCGGCAAGUCCUAGACACUCUACAUUAGUCUUGUUUAUUGUGGCAUUGCUGCUCCUUCUUGCUUGCUCAUGAGUUGCACAGCACAUGCCCCACUCUGUAGUUAUUCUGCUCCUUCUGUUCCUUUAUUCCCUGAUAUUUCUAACUAGUUUUAUUAUGUAUUUUUAUUUAUUGCGUAUGUGCACAGUAACCCUUAAUUCAGGGGUCACCAGGAUCCUCAGCUUUCACUGAAAUUAGGCUUGAAAGAAGCAUUCUGUUGUAGCCAGUAGAAUAGGUUGUGGUGUGUGCUUAGUAGAAAUGGGCAACAUGGGCAAUUUCGGUUUCACAUUUUUCCAACAUUCAGUUCUCCACAAUUCCACAUCUCUUUGCAUUUUUUUUUUAAUUUAGUCUUCAUAAAAAUCAUAAGUGUUUUAGGGCAAACUUCUCAUAUGCAUGUGCUUGUAUACCAUCUUACUUCUACUAUGCACAUUUCCCCCCAGAGCUGUGCUGUUUCCUGUAAUAUAAUGCAUUUUUGCAUGUGAUUUUCUCUAAUAUAGGCAGUUUUGUGCACAUUUUUCUCAACUACAUGUAUUUUUGUGCACAUUGCUGGGCUGGAGAACUGGGCUGCUAAUUACAGAAAAGUGUGAAUUUUGAAGCAUGGCUCUGUUCCAGUACCUGCAUUUUUUCACAGUGUGUGAAUUAGGUAUCUUCUUCUUUAAAUGCAAACUGAAUCAAUUUCCCUUCCCAUCUCUAGGGUUUGGUUGAAGUGUUUGUGCAUGUGGGUGUGGGUUUAUGGUGACCAAAACAAUUUUCAAAUGGCCCCCCAAAAUGUCGGUGACCCCUGCCUGGAGUAGUUAGGGCAUCCCAUGACUGCCCAUGGUUCUGUUGCAUCUGCUCUGCUCUCUAUUUUCCCUUGUUCUUUGUAUUGUUGAAAGCAGCUGUAGGCUCUCCAGAUGCUAUGGUAGAUCUGUGGCUGAGGGAGGAAGGCUCUUCUCCUGGGAGACCAGCAUUUUUUACAAGAUUGUGAUGAUCAAUUAAUUAUUUUCUAUCUCGCUCUUCCAAAGGAGCCCAGGACAGCAAACGAUGACACAAUAAAACAAUACAAUUAAAAUAAAAGGAAGGUAUAUUUGAAAACAAGAGCUUUUACCUUUACCUUCUGCUGGAAGUGGUUCGCUCAUUUCUCUGAAAACGUUUGCAAUCGCAUGUAAAGGGGGGGUUUUCUAAAUCUUCUCCUCCCUUCUUCUUACAGCUUUCCAGUCCUGUGCUCCCGUACGAGCUAUAUGAUGAUUUCAUGGCUCUCUCCAGGAGCGUGCAGAGAAUGGAAUACAGAACAGGGGCUGAUGCCAAGACCUUGGCAGAUCCCAUCAAGAGUACAAAGGAUUUACUGCGCAAACUGCUACCAACAAAUUAUAACACAUUACGGCACCUCAUUGCUCACCUCUACAGGUAACAUGGAGACCAGCAGUGACUCCUGAGCUCUUUACUUGUAGGAAUAAGGGCCGCUUUGGAUGCUCUUUGCAGAGCUCUAAAGUGGGGUAUAAAUAUCCUUAACUCUUAACAGUAUCCAGUUUCAAUACAGAUCCAUUGGUCCACACCUCUGUUUGCCCUGCCACUUUCCCCUGGGAAAACCUGCUGUUUCCUUCUGAAAUGGACCAAAUGGCAACUGGGUUUUCUGCAGAUUGCCAUUUGUUCCAAUUCAGCAAUAAAGAGUGUUUUGCAGGGGAAAGCUGCAGGGCAAACACAAAGCCACUCAUACCUAGAAAGCCCAGGGCCCUAUGAAGCAGUGUGCGCCCACCCACCCCAGGUCUCAUUGGGGCUCCCUACGCCACUGCCUGUGUUUAUCUGCAUGAUACUUGGGUGUCCUGCUUUCUCCCAAGGGCUCAGGCUACCAGUAGAACAUAUAAAACCAGGGGCAAAGCUAGACUUUAUUUCACACAAGUCAGACCCAGUUUGACACCCCAUGUGCAUUUAUGUUCACACACAUGUAGACUGGGAGCCUCAAUGGCGCCCCUCUGGAGGCUUCACCCAGGGCAAAAAACCUAGCUAGCCCCCACCCCCGAAGCUAUAGUGCUGUAUGAAAUUCAUGUUUUCCAUCCCCAGAUGCUUUUAAAAUGGUAUCUGAUCAAGAAUUCAAAAAUUGAGAAUAGCUUCCACAAGCCACAAAAACUUGUUUGCAUCUUCCUUAAGGGCAGAGCUGCGCAUUGAUGCAAACAUAUGUCACACAACCUUAGUGGCAUCUUCUUCUAGGGAAAUGGUGGUCAACCUGAAUCCAGUGAUCCUUGAAGUUCCUCAGAAGCUUCCCCAGGGUUGCUCUAUAAGAAGAUCAGUCAUGGAAUAGGAUUCAGACCACUUAGUCCAUUCAUGUGAGAUCCAGUCAGCCCCAAACCUCAUACAAAAACCUCUCCAUCUUGCUAAAGUUCUGCAACUAAUGAUUUGGGCAUUCUUAUGCAGGGAGAUUCACAGCUCAGUUGCAGAACCAUGGGCAUAGCCAAGGGGGGCUCAACAACUUUGACUGCCCCCACAACAAAAAUCCUGGCUAGGCUCACGUGCAGAACGCAUGUUUUGCAAACAGGAGGUGCCACAUUCAAUCCCCAGCAUCUCUAGUUCAAACAAUUGGGGAGCAGAUGAUGGAAAAGAUCUCUGCCUGGAGCCCUGGAGAGCUGCUGCCAGUCAAAGUAGACAAUAUUAGGCUAGAUGGACAAAUAAUCUGACUAUGUAUAAGGAAGAUUCCCGUGUUUCUACAAAACAAGAUUGUAAAGAGAAGAGGGUAACUCCAGAGUAAAUCCUUGCAAGGUGAGGGGAACCUCAGGUGAUAGGUUAGCACAACUACUUUUGCACCAAUAGUAUAAAGCUAUAAUGGUUAUUCACGUUUUAUGUAGGGUCUAGGCUCUUCCCUCAAGGUAGCACUCCUGAAGGGGUAUUGUAUUUUUCCAGUACUCAAGCAGCAAUAGUAUACUGCUGGGAAAAUGUGAUCCCUUCUCUGACAUUAUCAGCAUUGCUGUACCAUGUGGAAUGCAGUUGCCUAAGUGUCACAGCCCCUAUUGAAUGGUACCAGUGAUGAAGGACCCAUCCCAUGCACACCAACCAUGGAGAUGCUUCUCAGAAUGAAGUGGAGAAGCCCUGAAUCCACAAAGUCACAAAAUGAAAAUGACUACCUACCUUACUGAAAAUGUAGCCUAAGCACCUCAGUGUCUCCCAUUUCUGGAAAAUGUUUAGGUUCAGACCUUUGAUGAUUCAUUCUCUCUCCUCCCCCCCUCAAGAGUGGCUGAGAGAUAUGAGGAUAACAAGAUGUCUCCCAACAACCUGGGGAUCAUAUUUGGGCCCACACUAAUCCACCCUCCCUUGAGCAAUGAAGUUUCCAUGUCGUGCCUCGUGGACUCAGGGUACCAGUCCCAGCUGAUUGAGUUUCUCAUCCUCAACUACGAAAGGAUUUUUGGGAUGGAUGACCUGCCUCCAUCUGGGCUUUGUGAACGUGAAAACUCUUUGAAAGAAGCAAUUACCAAUGAAGCUCUUUCAAGCAGUGAAAGAGAUGUUGAUGCACCUUCUGAGGUAGGAGUGGGGGCGGUAUUCCCAAGCACAUGCUUUUUUAUUUUUUAUUUUUUGAGACAUAUCAAGCUGUUACUAGUCAAGGUUGAUGGUACUAGGUAAUGUGGACCAUUUCUGAUUUACUAUAAGAGCUGAGCUGUGGAAGAAUCACAUGAUAGUUUUGUUUUGGACUGAACCCCUUUUUGCUACAGGUAAAGGAAUUGCAUGUUUGAGUCACAUAUGCACGACCUUUUGCACAUGAAAACCUAACAUGUCAAGGGAAAAAUUAGCCUAGAACUCUUCUUCUAAGCUUUAUAUAUGCAAGCAGUGUUUUAUGGGAGAAAAUUCAAAAUGCAGUCCCUGAUCUGUAGUUACUGUAAUCUGUAGUUACUGGGCAUACAAGGAUCCCUCAUUUCUCAUAUUCUGUUGCCUCCAUCUUUUCUUCUGAGCUUGUCAGUCUGCAUGUGGUUGACCUCUGUGGUGCAAACUGCGAUGGAGACACCAAUGUUCUACAUUUUACAAGGAUCUCAAUUUUAAAAAAUAAAUUGCCAAGCAGUGUAUGGGGGUGGGGGGAGCGAAAUUUUGCCAACAUUUCAACUUUAUCAGAAUAGAUCCAUUUUUUGACAUUUCAAAACCACAUAAUACGACAAAUGGCAGUGACCAGUUUCAAAUUCUGAAAACAAAAUGUGAGCAAAAUGGAUGUUUCAACAGGGAACAUUCUGAAACAAAAAUAUUUAUAAAAUAAUGAAAAUACCCCCCCACACACAUUUUUUAAAAAAUGUGGCACUUGAAUUUAAAACUUUUAAAUGAAAUUCUGUAAUUAAAUGAUUAUAUACACACACAGUAAUGGGAUUCUUUCCCUCUGACUCUGAUUCUAACUUUUUGAAAGUCCUUUUGCAAGUUUGCUUUUCUUGCAGCAGCCACACCUUCAUACAGGUGUGGCUAUAUGGGGAGCUCAAUACACAGAUUCACAAACAUGGCUUUUCCUUCCAACAGAAGUCCUCCUCUAAGCCAUAUCUGGAUGAAGACAAUAGCACUGCUGUGGAUUCUGCCAGGCAGAAGCAGUGUAUGGAGCAAACCCACUUUCCUGAAAGUGGGGAAACCAUAGGUAAAGUUCUUUCCUAGAUCCUGAUCAGGCAUUUAAAGAAUAUUGGUUCCUAUUUUGGGGAGAGAAUAUUGUAUUCUUCAGGUUCAACAGUGCCCCACUCUUCCUCCAAACCAUUAAGAUCCACAAUGUCUCCCUCAUAACUUCCAGACACCCUGUCUCUCUAGAUAAUGUUUCUAUAUCAACAUUUUGAGAAGCCACUGCAUUCUAAAUUUUGCCUGCUCUAGUAUUAGAAUGGCCAAACCCAAAUGAUAUAUCUCGAUAUAAUAAGAAAGGUAUGACCCCCCAUAGGAGGAUUUGGUUGACCUCUGUGGUGCAAACUGCGAUGGAGACACCAAUGUUCUACAUUUUACAAGGAUCAUUUUACAAGGAUACAUUUUACACAUCACUCCUGGUUUGGCGUGAAGUCAUGGUGCUGUGGGGGUGCAAAAGUGAAGGCAGGUUGCGCAACAGCAGCGGUCAUGGCAUAGGAGUGGGAAGGGAGAGACAGUGAGAGGGGGAAAGUGGUUAAAGAAAUGGCAGACAUUUGAGUAAAGCAGAGAUAGAGAGAACUGAAAGAAAAAUGGUGAUUUUAAACCACAGCAGAGGUUUGACUAAAGGACCUUCAUCGUCAAAACAUUGUAUGAAAGUACUAUGGAGUAUUUUAGAGCAUUGCAUAUUUUAUAUCUCUCACAUGAGGCAGCUAAGGAAUUGGAAAGGGAGAAGUUUGAGUACUGGAGAUACAGGGAGAUACACCGAAAGCAGGGGGAAGGGACUGUUCUAAACAAGGACAGAAGUUUUGAGUAAAGGGAGAUAAAGAGACACUGAGAGGAAAAUUGCAGUUUUAAACAAUGGCAGAGAAAUGAGUGAAACAGGACUGUAAAGUCAAACAGAGAGGAAAAAAGUGGUUGUUUUAAACAAUGGCAGAGGUUUCAAUAAAGCAGGGAUGGAGGAACACUGGUGAUUUUAAAUAAUGGCAGAGGUUUGAAUAGAGCAGGCACAAGUGACACGGGGGGGAUGGCAGUUUAAAACAAGGUUUGAGUACAGCAAGAAGGAAGUUUAGAAAGGCUCUGUUGUGUUAGCUUCUGUGUUGCAUCCAUCUCUGCUAUUUUUCCAUCAUAAAACUAGAUUUUAUUUUGUUUUUUUAAAAAAACAACAACUCCUUGUCCCAUCAUUCCUGCUUUAUUUAAAUCUCUGCCAUGGAUUAAAACCACCAUUUUCCUCCCAGUGUCUCUCCACCUCAACUCCAGUGCUUGGGGAAGCCCAACAAAGGAAGUGAUCAAAGAGGAGCUUUCCUUGUCAUUAACUUUUAAUAAGCAUUGCUUUGGGACAUCUUUCAAGUUAAGAUUUGUUGCUUCCUGGGGUGAUACAUUCAAUAGGUUGUCUGCUUCCCUAAUUCUCCAUAAUGUCUCUUCUCCUCACUCAGAGUUGAACAGCAGUGAUGGCACCAAACAGAAUGACGCUAUACUUGACCCUGAAGCUGCCAAUGUCAGCCCACAGAACAGGGGGCGCUUCAGCCGGAUGCCUGUGAAGCACCCUCGCACUGUCACCCCCAAAGUGUCCAGUCUGCCCCUGCUGGCUGCUACCAUGGCUGGCUCAGAGGCAGGAGGCCGUCUCCUGGAGCAAGGUACAAACAGCCGCAGCAACUCGCCAGACACUCGAGGGCAGCGCAAGCACUUUGAGAUCACUCCGGAGACUGCCAGGAUUGUCUCCAAGUUCCAGACUCAGAAUGGGAGCCAAGACUGCUGUCCUGCAGGGCUGGAAAACCCACUGGAGGGAGAGCCUGUGGAUGCAAUGGGAGGAAGCAGGACUGAAUCUUGAGCCUUAAAUGUUUUUGUUUUAAUUUUUUAGGAAGCAAACCAGACAAAGGGCUUGAAUUCCAGUUCCAGGAACAAUUUGGAAUAACUAGACCCUAACUUUGCAAAAGCAGGAAAAACUGCUGUUCACCUAAGAGUACACUUGAGAACUGGGGAAGAAACAGCCCUGGGUGUAUCUCACAGAAACCUAGGAGGGAUGAUGCCCCCUCCAGAUUUAACUGUUGCAUUUCUUGCUUUGCAAUGCCUUUGCAAUGGAGGCAACAAGCCAGUGCGGAGCUGCUGGGUUGCUGUAAGCUACAAAGCCAUUGGUGCAGUCUCUCGAAAUGGGGCUGAUGCUGAAGGGCGACUUCCAGGGGGCAGCCAGGAGCAUUUGGUGGGAGGAAGAGUCAAGGGCAGAGCCUAAGGCAUAGCAGGAUGUUGCUUGAGGUCCCAGGGGAGUCGUUUGUCAGCAUGGGGUGGCUGUUUUUCCAGGGGUCGUGCUGGGGAUAAAACACAUUUGGGAUGUUUGGGGGCAGGGCAUGACUGUUCAAGUAAAAUCCAGGGUGGUUCAGGGGUGGUUUUUCCACCUGGGCUGGGUAUGGUUUGAAAAGGUGAUGACAUUACGCUGAGACUACAGGAUGGGGGGCUCAACUGCCACGUGCAGGGCUAUAUUCGGCAGGUUUAAAGAUACCAAAAUAUUGAGAAAGGUGAGUUCCGUGACCUAUAUAAAUUUUGCAAAUUAAGCAAAGUUUCAUAACUUCUCUUACUUUGCAUACUUCUAUUAUUUUUAUUUCUUACUUUAGUGCAUUAUUCUACUGCUGCUGUUCAUACCGAGGGGGCAGUGGAGCCCCACUGCCUGAGCUUUGAAAAUCUUGUAACAGCCACCUCUCUUGCUUCUGAGCUUUCAGGGGGUAUUGCCCAAAAAAUUCAAACACAUCUUUGCAGUCUUCAGAGCUACAAACUGUUUUUGUUCUGUUUUUUUUUUUUGUUUUUUUUUUUUUACAAAAGAGAACAGAUUCUCAGGAAGC